This is a messenger RNA of Pelobates cultripes (western spadefoot toad), 69567 nucleotides long. The record is from the annotation of a GenBank genome assembly. Lineage: Eukaryota; Metazoa; Chordata; Amphibia; Anura; Pelobatidae.
GUCUGAUGUGUCUGUCAGCCAAUGGCAGAGCAGGAUGGCUGCUACUGUCCCGCCCCCACCUCCCAGCAGAAUGUCCACUGAAAGUUCCAUACAACAAACAGAGCCAGUGUGUGCAGCCAGGAGGAGGAAGAGGAACUGCAGUCAUUCUGCCCAGGUACUCAAUGCUGUCUCUUUAAGGGAAGGAGCUGCUGGGAUUGGGAUUUCAUAAUAGCAAAUACUCCUUUUAACCCCUUGAGUGCCAGAAAGCUAUUCCCUCCCCCAACCCCCAUCCCUUCUGAUCACUUUCAUUCCUUGUGAGCAAGGGGUUAAACUCCCAUUGCUACAUUGUUUCUUAUUGCACUAGAGGGGAUCAAGGGUCUGACUUGCCUUGGCUUGCUGCCCUCCUGCUUUAACCUUUUCAGUGCCGGGGUGUGUGCAGUGAUUCUGGCAACGAAAAUAUUCAUUCAGGAAAGUUUUUUUUUGUUUUGUUUUUUCCUGAUUUAUUUUUUUUUUAAUUUUUUUUAAUUAUUAUAUAUUUUUUAAUUUCCAUCCUCCCCAUCCUAGCCUAAAGUCUGCCCUGAACACGGCUAAGCUGAUAUAUAUUUAUCUAUGCAAAGUUGUAGAAUAGGAAGUGAAUAAGACGUUGUAUUUGUUUAACCUUAAUUUUAAUUUUGCCAAGUUGGCAUUCAAAUCAUUAUUUUUGCUUAGGGCUGCCUUUGCAAUGUCAGAUGUAUGUUGAGCACUGAGCAAAUCCUGCAUCUGCAGUCAAUUCAACACAACUCUUUGUGCUUUUAUGUCUAUCAUCAUCAUCUCUUUAAAUGUAUCUCAGAAUGUAAAUGGGGAAUUAUAUAUAAAUUACCGAAUAAGAACAGAUACCUUCAUUUAAUGAACCCCAGCUCUGCUCUGGAAAGGUGUGUGUCUAUAUAAUAGGCAGACUGCAAAAACUACAAACAAGCCCUGCACCAAUAAAUAUAGGGCUGCUGAUGGUAUGCCUAUUCUAAAGGCUUGCUUUGUGUUUUAUAUAAAGAUUGUAAUUAUUGCCAUAGAAACGUAUUCAGAUAAUUACAUCCCUAAUCUGGCAGCAUGUUAGAACAACAUGAGUCUAUUACCAAUUGUCAGUGUUAGUUUUUCAAUUUACAUUCAGGACACUUGUGUAAUUUCUGGACAGUUUUGCAAUACCAUACUGAAUUUGUCUGCUGGAAGGCCAUUCCAUGCAUGCACUACUUCCUCCAUAAUGUUAUAUAGACCCUACUGCUGCUGAUUAAUAUAUACAUUCUUAUUGGGUUUUUUUUUAAAUCGCAUCUAUUGAUUCUCAUUGUUUCAUACAUUUACACAUUUUUAUUUGCAACCUAAAAGGUUCUGCCCAUGCAAUUAGCAUGAUUUAGUUGCUGCUAAGGGGGGAAUGCGGAGUGCCCCAUUCUCAGUUAUUUUCAGUGGUUAACCUUUGCUGACUGCGUUUGUGACGCAUUCCGAACAAUGCAAUUGGUUGCCAUUCAUUUCAGUUGCUGUUGUUCGUGAAACAGGGGCAAGAGAUAAGUUUUUACAGUGGGAAAGCUGUUAAAGUAAUUUUAUGUUAUUAACGCUCAGCUACUAGUGGACCAAGGAAUGACUGUUCUGUGCAUUCAUAGUCACUGAUCUUUCUCCUGAUGCUUUAUGUCCAAAUAAAGGGUUUCAAAAGGGCCUAAGCCCGGAGCUGUUGACCUGCAGCCUAUAGCUACCGAAAGGGAAAAAAAGCAAAAGAAAAGUCUGAUAUUUUUAUUUCCACAACUAAAUUAGAUAAUGUAAUCAAUGCUUAUCUCAUGUCAGAUUCUAUAAUUGACAGGUAUUUAUGGUCCAGACAAAAUCUACACAACUGGAAUAACGCACUGAAUGAUAAAUUGUGGUAAACUGAAAAAGGAGUUACACCAUUUCGGCAAAAAUUUAAAAAAAGGUUUUGACUUUACUUUUGUAAUUCAGAUAGUAUAUCAUCAAUGCUUUACACGGCUAUCCCAGGAUGCAAAGAGAAAGGGCUGUCGCACUGUGUGGGUUAGCCAAGUAUUCCUUGGCAGCAGAGCUAACAUUCCAAUUCUUUCUCUUUUUUGUUCCAUUGCCCCUUAGAAAGAGAGCAGGUAGGCGGCGGUCAAUAUUGUGAGGUAGGGAUCCUAACUCUGUCCAGUUGACCGUAACACGCCUGACUGGGAUGUCAUUGUGUUGACAGGACGUAGAGUUGCGUGUGAAUUUUAUUUGGAAGGCGUUAUAUUUACAGUCCUUCUGUGAAAUCGUUACCUCAACCAGUUUAUUUUGCCCAAGGAUAGUGGAGAUAAAUUUUGAGCUGACACAUCAAAACUAUCUUGUUCCACCUAGCAAAGUGCUGUUCUAACUCUGCUCAUAAUUCGUGCUCAUUAUCUCUAUUUUUCACUAGUGAAUUUAAAUAAAGCGAAUUGUGGAAUUCAUGUACUAUAGUUAAGCGGAGUUGGAGAAUCUUUUCAAAGCAGCAUGUUUUCCUUACUCUGUCAAAUCACUUUUUUAUUUUUUGUGAGUUAAACCUCUUUAACUGCUUUUCAGAGGUGAUCAUAAAUCCUCUGUCGCGUAAACAAACAGAACAUAGACUGAUAUGAGUCUGGGAGCGUUAUCAAACCUCAGGGUUAAAAUGUACACAAACUGCACAAGAAGAAAUUAAUAAUAAUACAUUUUAGUGAUGCUAUCUGUGUUGCCAUGGUGAUGACAUCCCAUUUUAUCUUAAGGUUCGGAGUGUCAUGAAAUGUAACUUUUCACUUUAUUUUACAGGUUUUCAAAGCUUAAAUAAGCAAAGGGUUGUCCCUUCCCAUCCGUGCCUGGAGCAAGAUGUCCACUUCUAGUUACCGGGAAAAUGGCAGCGUCUCGGAUAGGGACAAUGUCUUCAUUGAACGCGUGAGGAAGUACAGUCCAGUCACCAAGAUGGUUCAAGUUCUGGAUGGCAAUUCUGUUCUCCCAAUGUCUCCGAGUGCUCAUUCACCUGGUCCUAGCUUUCAGACGAUGGCAUGGGGCCAAGAGCCAGUUCAUCAUAUUCAGGUAAGAAACAAAAUCCUAGUUCUCAAAUUUAAAAGAUUUUUUUUUUCUUAAUGUAAUUUGACACUUGUCUCCUUAUAAUCGCGUUCCAUGGAACGUAAAACAUAUUGGUGAAUGGUUCUAUCCGCAUGGAACGCAAUUUAAUAGACUAGUAUCAGGAUUAAAGGUUUCAUUAUACACAGGCAUGUGGAUAAGAAUCUUUUAUUUUACUUCUUUUUUUGUUUAUUUGCUGUAACUCUUAACUUAAUUCAACAAUUCUCAAACUUGGUGGCAGAUUAAAUCCAAGAAGUAACCAUAGCCCAUAAAUAUAUUGUAUAUUUGGGCAGAUCCAUCGCUGGUGGUAGAAGGUGUCCACAAAUCCUUGAAGUUGUAGGUCUAUCAUUGUAUUUGGAAAGGAUGUGUGGUAGGCUAUGUCUGUUUAUUAUACUAAGGUUGUACUGUUGUGUUGAGUAAGAAGUUUAUGAAUCAAUGCAUUGUUUUUUUCUCCUUAUGUCUAGAUUAAAUCCAUGUUGAGACAAGUUUUGUAAUAAUAAGCACCAGAAACUCAGUAAAUAAAUCACACAUGUUCUUUAAUUUGAGACCUAGAACCAUGUGUGAACAUUUUAUUUAUUUGUUGUGAUUCAUCUUCAUUGAUUCAACCAUUGAAGAAUCUCACAACCAUGGAAUACCCAUUCACAGUAAUAAGUCAAGUGAUGCAGUGUCUUGCAAUACCUGUUUGUUGGACAAAUGAAUGGAACAAAGAUCUUUAGGGAGAUCCCACCCCUCUGCCAUUCCCCUUUAUUAUAUCUUCAGCAUAGACUUAAAGGGACCAACUUAGACAGAACUUAUACCAGCAUGCCCAAUUACAGAUUUUGAGAAUUUUGACUCUCAGUUCAGUCUCAUUUUGUUACAUCAAUUGAGUUUACCUUUUGAUUUAUUCUGACCAGCAAAUACAGCUACUCCCAUCACCACUAUCCACAUUUUAUCACAUUUGUUUAGAUGUGUGUUGUUUAUAUUUAUGAUUUUUUUUAUGAUGAUACCCUUUUGGUAUUUCUUUAGUUUUAUUGUUUUCAGCGUCACCCUAUUGUGGACACUGCCUAAUGGUCGUUUAUAUCUCUGAAUUUUUGUUCUAUGAACCUACCUGUUUCUUUAAAUAAUGGAAUGAUCCCAGAUCCUUGUAAACAUCCUUAAAUGGACACUAUAGUCACCAGACCCCCUACCGCUUAAUAUAGUGGUUAUUUUUAAUGUUUGCAUUGCUGCCUAUUAACACCUCUAGGUGCAGUCACUGAGACAACCACUAGAGGUGCUCCCUAGUCCAGUGCUGCACGGUGUGCAGCACGUACAUUCAGCGUUUGCACACUCUGCAAACAUGAUACAUUGUUGUCUUUCUACUUAACAUGAGCAUGUAAAUAUUGACAUUAUAUUUAUAAUUACCAUAUCAACGCGUUGUUUGCAGAGUUCUUCAGCUUGCUUUGCAAAAUGCGUUGCUACAGGGAGCUGAGAUUUUAUAUUUCAAUGUUAAAUGGCAUUGGAAAGCAACAUUAGAUAAUCCAGUGGUGUCUAACGUUAAUGUCUUUUAGUAAUACUACUUUCUUCUUUGAAUAAAUACCUCCUCUAGGGAAAUACUUCGUUUCCUUCAGUUUCAGCUUGUCUGUAGUUUGUUUUUUGUUAAUAAGAUCCCAGUCUUUUAGAAGAAAACUGCCACACCUUCUGGUCUCUCGUGGACACUAAUAAUGAGAUGUCCUGUUUGUGUUACUUUGUUUACUUGGGGGUUUACAAAGUUGCACAGCUUAAAAGAGACUUCAAGUUCAGCCUUUCUCACAUCUGUUUUUGUUGUUGAUCCAAAAGAAUGCAAAAAAAAAAAAAAAAUCAGUCAAUUUUGCAACAAACCUUAAAAACAUCCUUCUUGACCCCAAAAUGGUGGUCAGAUAUCUCCUUCGAUCAAGGAGCUAUUAACCCACUAAUUAGAAAUUAUAUCCCUGUAUGUUAUGUUUUUGCAAGUAUUUAUCCAAUUGCUGUUUAAACAUCUGUAUGGACUCUGAUAAAACCACCUCUUCAGGCAGAGAAUUCCAUAUCCUUAUUGCUCUUACUGUAAAAAAAAAUAAAAUAUGUUUUGCCUUAAACUAAAAUGUCUUUCUUCCAGUCUAAACGCAUGACCUCAUGUCAUGUCAUGUACAGUCCUGUUUAUCUACUAAAGUUGGACUUACAGGAAAUAGAAAGUGCGAUUGCAAAGUUUAGGUCAAAAUUGGCAAGUUGGAUAAAAGGCUUGGCUGGAGAAUUUACUUAGUUAUUCCCAGUUUAGAGAACGAAUUGGAAACUGGAUUGUAAUUCUACACCGCUGGGCUGUUUUGGCCUAAAUCUUGCAAUUUUGUGUUCUGUGCACUACAAUUCAUGGUGCAUAUUUAAAGGUAUGAGAGUAUAUAAAUUAUUUAUUAUGUUAAAAAUUACUUACAGGGCUAUUCAGAACAGUGAGAGUUGCCAGGAAUUCAAAGUGAAUUUUCAAAACGUAGCUAACAAUAGCCAAAUUAGAAAGAUUCUCCAGGUCAGUUGGGCUUUCAGUUGAGAUACUUUGCCUUUUGGCUAUACAGGUACUGGCGGAGGCUCAUGGGAGGCAUAGUUUGAAAUCAGUUGGAAUUCAUUUGUUGGCAAACAUUAGAACUUAAAUUGUUCUUUUUAAAUUCAGCUAAAAGGCUUUGAAUUUCUAUUUUGUCUGCUAGUUAUUCAGUUUAUAUUUCUGCUUUAACAGAAGCUUUUACUGUUAGAAAUACAAAGAUGUAUUCCUAACACUAAAGGGUCAAUCUGCCCACCCCCACCCACAUUGCAGCCUUCUCUGUUGCCAAGUAAAGGGAGAAAUAGCCCUUUUUUAUUUACCUGAUUCCAGCGCCAAAGUCCCUAAGCACCAGGUCGGCCUCUUCCUCCACCGAGUUCAGCCAAUAAACCUAAUGCACAUGCAAGGCUUGCGCCACCAACACAUUAUUCCUUCACCAUAGGAAGGCAUCGAGUCAGUGCUUUCCUAUGGGGUCUUAGACACUGGACAGCCUCAUGCGCAGCGUCAAUUCAUGGAGUUAAACUCUGUGACUGGCCAGGAAGCCGCUUUAGUGAGUGUCUGGUAGACAGCCACAAGAGGCAGUCUUAACCCUUGCUCUAAAACUACUUUUGCAGCUUCAGGAAGAGGACAGGGACCGUGUGCCCACACCACUUCAGUGAGGUUAAAUGGUCUGGAUGCCUAUAGUGUCCCUUUAAUAAACAGGAUGUAAAGGUUGCACAGUCAGGUCCACAGGUUUAAGCUAGACAGUGUGUGUAUGUGUGUGUGUGUGUGUGUAUGUGUGUGUGUGGACUUUUAAAUACACGAGAGUGCUGAUACCUGCUUUCAUGGAUGGAUACUACUAGCCAUGCUAUGCGAGCACCCGGAUACUAAGGGACUUUAGCGUGAGUCCAAGAGCCAUUUUCUUUUUUUCUAUGUAUGUGUGUAUACACAUACAUACAGAUUAAUAGUCUUGUGGAGGCUUGGAUAUUCAAUCUUGACAGACCCAAUGCUCUGUCACUUGAAAAUAAAUGUUACAUUAAUUGUGGAUAAAAAACAGUCUAUAGAUUGUGUUAAUAUGUUCCCUAAUUAGCUGAGCAUUUAAAAUAUAUUCAUAAUGGAAUUCUACAUACAUCUUCCUGUUUCUUUCAUUUUGUAUUUACCCUGUUUACAUGAUUGGCUGAUGGGUUUGCAUCCUGUAGUACGUUUUAUAACUUUUCUAUCGCUCGGGAUGAAGGCGGAGGGUUACAUUUACCUCCAAUGUUCCAAACAUUAAAUGUUGGCUAGAAUGUAAGGAAGGGUCAUGUGUUAUUAUAUGCAUAGUAUAUUAUCAUAAGACACUGUCACAUACCCAGCUAAAUUGCAAUAACACUCCCCCUAGACAUUAUAGUCAGUGAAGUGCUGUCAUAUCAGAUGAAAAGUGAUGAUGGUCACUAACAGGGCUAUUCACUGAAUGAAGUCUAAAUGAUUGGAAAUGAAAGUGGAGUCAAGGUGAAUUUAUGAUUUUUGACUGAAACUGAUGUAAGAAUUCUCCUGGUCAGCUAUGGUUUGAAUUCGGCCAUAAUAAAAUUGGAAGAUUUAAAAAUUUUAUGAAACACUAUAAUGUUAGGAAUACAUAUAUGUAUUUUCAACACUACAUACAAACAAUAGUUUAGGUCCCCUCAUCUCUAUGAAAAAAAAAUGAAAUAAACAAAUAACUCACCUUUUCUCUAGCGCCUAGUCUCCCUCGAUGCUGCCAAGCCGCCCGCUUCCUCGUCGAGGAGCACAUAUGCUCGCUGCAAUGCUUCUAUAAUGCCUCCAAAGUGAAUAAUUGAAUACAAUGAUUCUCUAUGGCAGACUGUGGCGGCACUGUGUUGUAAUGAAAUGAUAUAUUACGGUAUGAGAGCAGGGAAGUAAGCCAGAUUGCUUGGAAGUGUGGUUCGAAGCUGCGAUUUCAAGCCUUCCAUUUACUUUAAUUUUGGAUUUUAUGAAGUAGGACGGGGUGGGGGAAAGCAGGACCUGCAGGCACUAUAACAGCUUCAAUAAGAUGGAGUUGUUAAAGUGCCUCCAGUGUCCUUUUAUUAUUAAUGGUGUUUGUCAACAUUCUAUAUAUAAAAUAUUCAUCUGGUUUCCAUGGUGACCGCUUUGCCUCAAAACUCGUCCUUCUACUUUAACUGCUUUUUGUGGGAUGCACUAUGUUUAUCAUUCAUGGUUGACUAACCAUGGUGUGAGUUGAAGGCCACAGGUUCUAGACAGUUUGAUGACAUAUUAUUGGCUUUGUUUAUAGUUUGUCUCCUGGCUACUCUCUCCCACGUUGGACUAUAGCCACGUGUGCUUUAGAAAGCAAAUUGUAAAAUAAUAAGAGUGGCAUAUUCUAUUUCUACCUGCAGUUUGUAGCCCUGGAGUAUCCCCGUCUGCGCUGAGUAUUACAAAACUGACAGGGUUAUUCACAAAACUUCUAAACUGACAUUCAAAUUACAAUACCUGGGCUGAAAUAGCCAAGCCGUCUCUAUUGCUGAGUUGGAGAAUAGUUUUUUCCAGACCCGCUAUUGUUGCCAAAUGGUUUCCAUCUCGAUUUAACUUCAACACUUCAGUUUAUUGAAUAGACCCCACAGGGUGUAGCUUGAAAUGUAAAAAUGCUGGUCUUUAUAAUGCACGCAUGCAUUGCCCCGCUCUGUUACAGAAAUAAUAAGUAAUACAGUAGCACAUUUUAGGAUCUGUGCUUUGAGUGUAGGCUACUCGCUGGGUUAAAGGGCUUUGCCCCAAAUCUGGAGGCCUUGUCUCCUUUACUGGUAGGACGUCCUCUGUCAUGCAAGCCUCCUCCCCAAGCCCAGGUUUUGGAAAUGAAGUGUAAGAUAGGUAUUAUAUAGAAAUACUGAAUUCCUACUCUGCUUGAUGUAUUUUAGAUAAUUAAAUAAUAAAACAAAUCAAUUGGCAGUGGAUUUAGAAUGACACUGACAUUUAAUAUAAUAUCGGUCAUUUAAAGGAACCGACUGGGUUAAUUUUGGGUAGUAGUUUCCCUUUUUCCCAUUACCAGCGGUAAAAGGCAAUUUAUUAUACAGUUCCCACAUCUGUGUAAUAAAGGACACAUUAUAUAGGAGAAUGGAAUUUAAACGUGGAUGUGUCUUGAGGCUUCUAGAUGGGAAUGAAUGAAGAAGAUAACAAUUAGACUGAAAAUCUGUACUGUUGGUAAAGGCAAGGUAUGGACAAAAAAGGGGGGAGGGGGCAAAAGGAAAUGUUUGGUGUCUAAAAUGUGAAAGCUUUGCAAAACAGAUUCUAUUACCAGAAAAAAAACUUUGCAAACUGCAAGUACAGAAAAUUGCACAGAAAACGUAACAGUAAAGAAAAAGUGUGUGUGUGUAUAAUGCAUAUAAAUAUAUAUAAUACAGGGGAGGUACACAAAAGGCACAAUAAAUUUAAUUUAGUCAGGGUUAUUCACUAAAGUGAGAAUUCAAAGUGAAAACGUCUCUGUCAGCUAUGCUGUCAAUACUCCCUAUUUAAAAUUAUGCGUUAUUAAUUAUGCAUUUUUUGUUUUUUAAACUGAGAACAUAUCUAAAAAACAGCUGGCAAAAGCUGCAGAUCUUUUAUCCUCCCUUUGUAACUCUGCCCAGACUUUCUGUGUCUGUCUAAUGACAGACUUCCCAAUGCAGCUCAAUGAGAAGUCUUUGCAAGGCAGGUGCUCUGGGCAAUUGCUGCCUCUUGAGUUUAGCUCCACUGAGCUAACCAAACCAGGAAGUAACAGGUCCGGUUGUCUGAUUGACAGCCGGGGGGGAGGGACGGUGUAACCAGGUUAAUUCAUAAAAGUGCAAAUUUCUAUAGACAUCUGCAUUUUUUAUAAAAUAAAAAAAAUAGAGGAUACACUCUUCAUAUAUAAUGCAUUUCAGCUAGCUAAACUGCUUUAAGUAUGUCCCUUUAACACUUCGGGGCUUGAUGGAAAUGUUGCUUUGUGAAAACAGAGAUUGUUUAUCUAAAAGUGGAUGUUGUCCAAGGCAGCAAGAUAGCAGUGAGAGCUCUGGCAGAAGAGACCCUAGAGUUUGCAAGACCUUAGGCGAAACGUGAAUAUGAGGCCAUGGUUGAUGCGCUCAUAUUGACAUCAAGGCUCCCGCAAGUGUGAGACCUUAGGUUGCUGCCUAACUGGCCUAAUUAUAGAGACACUUCUGAGUUAAGCUUUAAACUGCUCCAGGAGGGACUGUUAUAAUUAACAAUGAUCUCUAUGCCAAGUAGACACUUACAGUAACAUACCAAAUGUAAGUAAUUUUAGCAUUUGGAGUGCUAGGAUGUUGGAAUAAAAUGUGUUGUAUAUAGAGGAGAAUAAUCUCAAUUUACAUUAAUAGUGCGUACACUGCAUGACGCAUGUCCGUGUGCAAUCUAUCCCAUGCAAAGUCUAAAAUAUCUGCUGUAAUGUUACAGCAUUACAGUGUUCAAUGGGAACUCUUUUUAAAGUGACCCAGUGAACCCAAAACACAACCCCGGAGUACAAUGUUUUUACAUGGUCAGAUCAAAGUUAGUUUGUUUAUCCAGCUCCAUAUUCCUGUGAAAAAUGUAAAGAUCACGAGUUAAUGUGUCUUGUAAAGAAUUCUGUUAACCGUUUAAUGCCACCAGCCAAUAUAGUGAACUAUGAGGGUUUUCAUCCGUUCUGUAUCUCUGAAUAUUGGGGCCCUAAAUCUCUCUUCCUCCUCCCUGCCAUGGUGCCUUCUUCCCUCGAAGCUGCUAUUUUUUAUAUGUAUAAAAAAUAUCUAAAUGUUCAUCAUUAAUAAAGCCCACAAUAUGUGUUUCAAAUGAAAUUAACUUUCAGUAAAGAUCGACUCCAGGAGCUUUAAGACUGUCAUUAUGCCAUGAAGUCACGUUAACGAGGAACUUUGUCACAUCUGAGAUUUUUACACAUCUUUAAAUAAAAGUUACUUAUGGGUUAUGCACACUUCUAACGUUUUCCUGCUUCGGAGGGGCAGUCCCUAUUUUGGGCCCGAAUCCCUCUGUCCCUUUUUCUACCCUAAUGUCCCUCUUUUCUAUGAGGGGGUCCGUAAUGUUGGUGUGUCUGAGCUCCACAGCAAUAAUACUCCCAGUAAUGUGUCUUUAAACUACAGUAAAUGUAUUUAGUAAUCAGUCUAUGUAAACACGAUACAUUGUUCUAAAUUUAGCAUACAUUGCUAUUAGUAAGUCUCCUAAAAUUUCUCAGUGCAACCUCACCCUUGGCCAUACCCCUGCUCACACCCCUAAAAUUAAAGAGUCUAUUUGAACUGUAGAAAGUAAUGGUAAUACAUUUUUUUUUUCUCUGUACCGUAUUUCCAUUUUUAUAUAUUUUUUCCUUUUAUACCUAAUUUAAUGUUUAUUCUAUAUCUGGAUGUUGUGGCACGGCCAGAGAAUGCCAUGCAAACCAUACAGGUGCACGUGAUACUAUUUAAGGUAUACCUACAUGCAUAUGCAAUCUCACAGCAAUUCUCUGUAGAUACCUGAGCACACAUGAGUAUGACUGCGAUAUUAUGGGGUAAUGUUGUCACCUUUGACACAGAAGUGUUUCAAAGGCUUUUUUUUGGUAUUAUUUAUUUUUUUACUCUUACGUCUACUGUACUACAAUAGUAUUUACAGGUUAUAGGGGCAGAUGAUCUAACACAUCCAGUGACAGUUCUGCUUUAAAAUACCUGGAGUUGCUCAGCCUACCUGUCAACCUGCAGUCACACCUUUUAAAGCAAACGUGUCCACUUUGUCCAUUUUGAAACAUUGGCAGGUGUGACACCUACACAGGUUCCCUGGUUUAUAGCUCUAAUAUAGUGCAGACUGUAUAUUCUUUGCAGAUUAAAGGUAAGGUGCGGCACGUACAGGAAUUGAUGAUUGACAACACUCUUGAUAAGGGCUUGUUUCAGUCUUUUUUUAUUUGUUUUUUGUGAUUCAACACCCACUGAGGUUAUAGGUGAGGCGGUUUAGUUUUUUUCGAGUGUGUUUUGAGCACUUGUGCCUGCCAUCGAGUCUGCGGAAAUAUCAGACUGCUGUGCAAACGGUGGCUCCUGGGACAGCAGCAUUUAAUUUUCUUAAAGGAACACAGAGAGAGGGUUAAUUCUUUGGCUCAAAGUUCUAAAAGUGGAUACUUUUGGGUAGGGCAGCUCUGGAAACACUUGCUACAUUCUGAGGCUGAAUCGAAUACGUUAUGGACGGCAGAGGAUAUGUGCAAAACCACGUUUAUACAACAGGAAGAAUACUACAGGUAAAAACAAAAUUCAAUCCUUUCUUUCUUUCUUUCUACUAGUAUGCUGGCUAACAAUGUAUACAAUAAUUUUACAGAUUACAUUGCAUUGCCUACCUGAAAAGGAUCUAACUAUUCCGAGUUUUACUUUAAAUGGCUGUCCAUUUAACCCCUUAAAGACCAAACUUCUGGAAUAAAAGGGAAUCAUGACAUGUCACACAUGUCAUGUGUCCUUAAGGGGUUAAAGAGCCAAUCCAUGCACCAUAACCACUACAGUUUAUAGUAGUUUAUGCUGCAUAGAAUAUUUAGAUGCAGCCUUUCUGGGGUUUUUGAGCCACCUCCAGUUCUCCAAAUGUGCCAUUGCUAUACAAAUUUGGAUGGACUUUUAUGAAUUUUGUGUAACUGAAACAUUAGCUAUAUCUUUGCAGCAGCAAAAGGUCUGGUCUUUGGAUGCCUGGAGCGCCCUGGUUUUGUCAAAGCGCUUGCUUUAGUAAAAACAGCGUGACAAAGUCCUGAGGCAGUGCACCCAAAGACUCCUUACACCAUAACUACUUUAAUACAAGCUGAGGUGGUUAUGGUAUUUGAAGUGCCCAUUUAACAUUAAAUAGAAGUUUAGAGUCUCUCAAUUCUGAGUUUUCAUGAAAAACAGAAUUAGAACUAAUUGGAGAGCCAAGUUAUUUACUAGUCACAAUAAUCUAUAGUCCUUUUUAUCCUUUAUGUUGUUUAUGUGCGUCCUAAGGAAGCAGAUGGCUGAGCUUCAUGAGAUGCAUAGUCCACAGGAGCUAGGUGGCAAUGUGUCUGAUUGAUUCAGGGCUGAAGAUUUUUGCAAUAUCUGGGCCAAACUUACUUUACAUUCCUAUCCUGUUGUCAGCCAGCCUCUCCCUUUUUUAGCAAACUAAAUGCUUUUUGUUCUAGUAGAAAGUGAAAAAAAAUAAAUCUGUCUUCAUGUUUUUGUUUUUUCUAACAAGCAACCAUUGUAUAGUGGUGUUACACCCGCCACAGGAUUCCCCAGAACAAUUGAAGUUAGGGAGCAUAGUCCAUUGCUGUCUGGUCUGCAGCUCUCCAACCACACCUGCUGGCACAGGUCCGAAGCAGAGUAACAGGUGUACUAGCUUGAGCAAGAAUCUCCGAACCUACAGAGAUAUUUCAGGUGCAAUUGGAAUAUCCAGACUUGGGGGCUGCUUGCUAAAGCCAGAAUGCCACUGUUCGGGUUAGCAAAAAUAAUCUGGAAAACUGCCCGGGGGUUUUCUGACUGCAAAAUCUUUACAUUAUUUGCAGAGCAUUAUAAAUGCAUUUUAUCUGAUUUAUUUCAAGUAAUUAUACUUUUAAUUAAUAUGAUUUGAUGUUUUUAUAUACAUUCUAAACCUUUCUCAGCUGGCUGGGUGCAUGUAUCGGUUUUCAGUAGGUUCGCCAGAUUUUUUUGAUUAAUGUGUGACUCCCCUAUAAUCCACAUAAGAGAAUGGCAGAUUGUAAAACAGACACGGGAUGGUACAGAAUGAGAUGUGGUUACUUAGGUAAAAUAACUGGAUUUGCUUUUCGUAAAUCUGCAAAUUGCAAAAUCAGUUGAACUUUGAUUAUUUUUCCAGCCUGAACCAUAUUCAGACGUUAGUGAUUAACCCGACAAUAUCUAAUGAACACGACUUAGCCAUGAACGUUUCAUUUAUUGUGUUUGUUUUUUUUUAAUUCUUUAUUUAACGGAAAAAAGGUUUUUCCGUUUCACUCACCUCAAUAAACAAUAUGCCAGUAUACACAGUUUUAGGAGUGAUGAAAGGUAGAUUUUCAAAUGACCAUAAAAAAGAAAAGUGUCUAAGAUCUGGAUUACAGCCAAGUGAUUUUGAAUUUGUAUUUUUGUUUUCAAGGGAUGGCCCAUUAAUCUUAUAGUGGGUUCCAAACCAAAAUAUCAAAUUAAAAAUGUGAAUAUAAUUGUCAAACAUUCUGUUGUGUGAUGCUCUUGUUGUCAUUGUUAUUAGAACCUGAACAGUGUUUCUGUAAUACCAGUAAAGUGUUUAUAUAUUUUUUUAUGGUUUUAAUCAAACCUUUUUCCUUUUCUCGUAUCUCAGUUUACUUAAUUUGUAUCGUGUUAAAGUUUAUUUGCAACUGGUGGCAACUUAGGUAAAUCUAUUUUGACUUGGUGUAUCGAGGAACAGAUGGCAUACAGGGAAGGGAACUGACUGGCAGACUUUGCCAAUUCCAGUUCUUAAAAUGUCACAGUGUAACAAACAGUGUAUCUGACUUCCUAGUGUAGCUGAAGUAGGUAGCAGGAUAAAAUGAUAAACUAGUAGUAUAACCGCUGACGUGGGCGUACUCACAGUUUGAAUUUGUAACGUCCUAUUGAGGUGUUCAGUUUUAAUAACUGUGGCUCACGUGUUUGUGUGUGAAUAAAUUGUCUGCUUGGCUGGGUGUUGGCACAUGGCUUAAUGAAUAGUGUGUGGCCUCUCCCAGUAUUACUACAUCCCUUAAAGAAACAGUCUAAUAAAAAUAUAUAUUUUUUCAGUUGUCUGUUCUAUUAUAAGAUUAAUGGGGCCCUCCCUUUAAAACAAAAAUACAAAUUCACUUAGCUGUAAUCCAGAUCUUAGACACAGUCCUCACAGUAACUCGAUCCACCCUCGCUGAUGCAAUUAAGAUUGAUUACUUUUGUCUAGUCAUGCAGUUUCCCAUAGAGAAGCAUUAUUUAUUUAUGUGCAAAAUGGAGUACAUUAGAAAAUAAUAAAUAAAUAAACUAAAAAUAAGAAUUUAAUUGUUUCGGUGCUUAGGUCCAUGGUACCUACUUGUGCAAUCAACACUUACACAAUAAUACAUGAUUAGACUAAUUCUGAUUAUGAAGGAGUUAAACGAUAAUUGAAGAGUUUGUUUUUUUUUUGUUUUUUUUAGACAAAACCCAGCAAUGUUGGAUUUUUUUAUUUUUUUGACUCAGGAUAUUUUGGGCCACAGUGAAAUGCCUGGAAUGUUUAAUUCUACCCCUGCUGACAGUUUGUAUUACGAUACUUCUCUUUUUGGUGGCUACGCAAAAUAGACAUUUACUGGAUUUUUUGAUAGCAGUGACAACAUAUAAAAUUCUUUGUGCCAUACACUUAGAAUACAAGUUAACUCCAUUUUCCUGUAAUAAUACUCCAUGACUUAUAACCUUUUCUUAAUUUUAGACCUGUUACAUAAGACAUGAAAAAUGGCAAUUUGUGUUCUUUCAAGAGGCAGUCAGUUGCUAUUUUUUUAAUUUAUGAUUUUUAUUCCUUCUUUGUUCCUCUGUUCAUCCAUUUAUAUUUAUUUAUGUGCAAAAUGGACUACGUUCUCUUUUGGAGAGUUUUACUUUUCUUUGGAAAUGAUAAUAUAUUGUAUUAGAGUUGUUUAUUUGUUAAACGCUAAAUUGUAGAAAAUUUUAAUUCGAAUGGCAAAAAUGACUGACCAGGAAAAUAGGUUUAGCUUCUUUCAUUUUUAAAGCUCUCUCAUUGUCCACCAAGCCCUGCCCCCCUUCCCCAGCCCACACCUCUGUGCCUUGGAGAACAGUCCAAUCAAACGAUUCUCUAGGGGAAACCUUUUGAUUGGACCUCCGAGUGACGUGGCAUGAUGACAGACGGGGCAAGGAGUCAAAUGAGGAGAACCUUAUUCGGCACUGGAUUUGUAACUUUUAUCGUAUUUAAUAGUUUUUUAUUUGUCAUUGAAAAUAAAGAGUUAUAUUGCCCAAUAGGUAGGCCGUUUCAUGAAAAAAGGUUUACAAAAGUUAUAGAUGCUUUUUAAAUUAAUUUCCUAUUACGUUAUGUAAAUUCCAUCAAAGUGGUAGUUCACCUUUAAAUCAUUAGAGGGUUAAUCCAGGUAGUCCAUGUUUAUAUUUCUAAAGUCAGUCAAAGCCUUUCAAGCAUUUUAUCUCUUCUUUGUAAAUCACUGCUGGUACUUAAUUACCCAUAACAUAGUAAGGGCUCUCAAGCAAGAUUUAUACUUGUUUUGAUCUUUUUUUUUAAAUUAAAUGUAGAAUGGGUUUUGUUUUAGCUGUAGGCAUUCACAGAUGUCAAUCUCUUCAUUUUGAAGAAUGUAAAGAACUAACUAUUAAACAAGUGGAAUGGCAAGAAUUUGGAGCGUAAAUAUGCCACUCUACAAUUUACAGCAGUGUUGUCCUUCUGUUUGCUAGCUUGGGCAGAGAACCUUUUAAAUGCUUGUCAGAAUUAUUGUUAAACUAUAACCUCAAUUAACUGAAGCUUAUUCACUAAAAUGUGAACUAAAACUCAAAUUCCAUAACUUUUGGUGAAAACAGCCAAAGUGGUAGUGUAGCUGCCUGGCUAUUGUCUAUUUUUUUUUUAAAUUUAUUUUUUUACUCACAUUUGAGUUAAAAAAUGAGGUUUAUAUUAAAGAAUAGUCUAAACAACAGCUUUUCCAGUAAACAUAAAUUUUAGUCUUUAGUAAUGUAGACUUUUUUUUUUUUUUUUUCUUAAUUUCAUUAGCCUCCUGGCAUGCCUCCCAGUUCCAACUCUCGGAGUUAUAUAAAUGAAGAUCUAUAUGGUGGUGUUCUAGACUGCAUAGGCAAUGUGAGGGGGAACUUUGGGGGAUUCUUUAGCCCUGAAUCGUUACAGGUAGUGGAGGGCAGGAGGAAUGCCAGUGUUAUUUUUUUUUAUUUUAUUUUUUUUAUUUUAAUUUUGCAACUGCCAGUUUCUUUGACAAGCAUUUAUAAAAUGAAAUAUUAGUAGUUUAGUGCUCUACAAGGCUACAUAGGAGGAGGGGGUGGCAUCCUCAGGGCAAUGUCAGGAAGAGGUGCUGGGGAAUAUAGGUUUGCUGCACACCCCUCUAUUAGUUAGGUAGUGGAUCACAUGAAUACUGGGUUUGUUUCCGGAUAUGCUUUCAUCACAGAGAGUAUCCGCAUCCUGCUGUUUAUCGGUAGAGGAGAUAUAUCAUAGAAAGGCGGGGAUAUGACAUGACAUGCUCAUUUCUCUGUUAGUGUAGGAGUCAUUACGUUUUUCCCUUGGGCUCAAGCGCCAGGUGUUUCUGGAACCUCACAACACCCCUGCUAGACCAUAUCUUCUAAAUUCUAAAUUCCUUGCAAUUCACUGUUCAUAGAUCUAACCCCCAGCUGCACUGAAAUGGCUGCAUGGGCUGAUGUACUGGCAGAGUUUGUAUGUAAACAUAUGCCUCUCUAAGUUGGCAUUGUGCUGACACUAGAGAUGCCAGCUAACCGGUUAGAUUGUAAGCUCAUGAACCUUCUUACAUAGAACCUUGUAUAAAGGGAUAUAGAUGUGAUAAAAUAAUUGGCAAUCAUUGGGUUCUCUAACCCAUUAUCUUUCAGUAUGUCAAUGUAUGUAUCCCUUGAUCAGUAACCCAACCUACAGCUAAUUUCUCUGUUUUGUAAAUUAUUUAAUUAAAAAUGUGCAGAUUUCUGUUGAAGGGACACUCCACUCCCCCCCCAAAAAACAAACAGAAAAACAAUUCAUUAUCUGUAGAUAUACCCCCAAUGCAAACAUGCAUGUAUGUUUUUCCAUUGGGGGUAUAGCUAAAAACAGAUCGUUUGUCUGCAAGCCCUCCCCUUCUAACCCCAUCCAGACUUUCUGUGUCUGUCCAAUCACAGACUUCCCACUGCAGCUCAAUGAGAAGUCUUUGCAAAGCAGAUGCUCUGGGCAAUUGCUGCCUCUUGAGUUUAGCUCCACUGAACUAAACAAACCAGGAAGUAACAGGACUGGUUGGUAGCCAAUGGGGUGUAAUAAGUUUAAAUUGUAAAAAUGCCAAUUUCUUUUGAAAUCUGCUCUUUGUAAAAUAAAAAACAGAGGACACCCUUUUCACACCUAAAGCACUUCAGCAAGCUAAAUUGCAUUAGGUGUGUGAACAGUUCCUUUAACUGCACUGUGUACACCAUGCACAUAAUCUUCAGGGCUGCAAGCAGAUUAAUUGAUUCCUUGCUCUUUGUUCUUUGGAAAUUAUUUCUGACGUCUCUGAGAAGUGAGACUCAUAACCUUUUUCUCGAGGAGAUAGUUGAACAGAGCUGAAUGAAAUGAACCUUCCAACAUGUGGCAGGAUGCCUUAUGCAAUUCUCUGUUAGUGAGCGUAACAUUAUGAAACCUGCCUAUCUCUGGUCCUGGGGGAGGGGGGUAAAUGCAAACAGUAAAGUAGUACCUCAGCAGAAAUGAAGACGAAAAGCCAGGUGCUCACGUUGGAAGAUUGGUUUGGAUGCUGGGUGACAGAAAUCCUUGUUUUUAAUUGUAAGAGUUUUUAUUCUUUUUACAUAAAAUGAUUGCAUGAUCCCGCUGAUGGGACUGUGUUUUCAUUUCAUAGAACACAGUAGGAAAGUGUGAUACAGUUUGGGGAAUCCUGGUAAAAUUCAGACAUUAAAGGAAUUGCCCAGAUGUUUUGAGUAUGUUUGUAUAUUUGUGAAGUCGUUCUUUAUUUGUGAGUGCGGAAGCCUUACUUUGUUCCCUAUGAGGACUGUUUUUACUGAUUUUUAGGCUGCAUUAUGUAAAAUUUUAUAGUUUUUGGAAGUUGCAAGUACAUGUAAAUAUCCAAAGACGAGUGAAAACAUUUUGUGCACCAAUACAUGUAUUUUAUAAUUUAUUUGUUAGAUUUCUGGAGCAUGGCAAAUUUUUUUCCUUCUUCUUGAUUUUUUUCUUUUUCCACUUUGUUUGGUGUGUAUAAUGACUGCAAAUCUCUAACGUAUAUUAAAUUUUAAUUGUUACUGGAAACAAUCCUUGUAAUAUGUAUUUUGUGUUACAUUUUGCGUGUCAGGCACCAUUCAUUCAGGGCUAUAUGUGACAGAUGGUCAUUGAGGAAGGAAUCAAUAGAAUUUGAUUACUAUACAGUGAAUAAAUAAAUUUAAAGGAUCACCAUACUGUCAGGAAAACAAACUCGUUUUCAUGACACUAUAGUGCCCUCACCCUCAGGGUCCUCCCCCUCCCUUGGCGCUGAAGGGGUUAAAACCCCUUCAGCAGCUUACCUUAAUCAAGCGCCGGGCUCCCUCGGCGCUGGUGACCUCUCCUCGCCCGCCAACGUCAGCGCUCGAGUGGAACAAAACGCGCAGUGCUUUCCUAUGGACGUUCUGCAGGCUGGAUGCACCUCUAGCGGCUGUCACGAAGACAGUCACUAGAGGUUGGAUUAACCCUGCCAUGUAAACAUAGCAGUUUCUCUGAACCUGCUAUGUUUACAUCUGAAGGAUUAAAACCUGAGGGACCGGACACCCAGACCACUUCAUUGAGCUGAAGUGGUCUGGGUGACUAUAGUGUCCCUUUAAAUCCCAAAAUGCAGAUUGAAGUGGCCGAACUGUGACUAGCUGAGUAGAAAAAUUAUUGCAACUCUGCUAUUUUGGGCUGAAUUUUCCAAUUCUGUGUUCAGUUCAUUCAAAUGCACUGCUUGAUUAAAAACAAACAAAAACUGUUUUAUGUAAAUAGAGAGGAUUUUAGAUUUUGUAUUCACACCCUAAGAACUUUUGUUUUCUGGCGUCUCCCAUAACACACAUGCAAACUAACAGGUAGUAUGGAGAAUGCUGUUUGUUUUGUGUAGCAGAAGCUUCAUAGAGAAUGAUUCACUGUUCUGAUAAACAUUUACAGGUUAUUUACUAAUGUAUAAAUUCACAGUGAAUCUCAGACUUAAGGACAGAGUAACUGAAUGGAGAUUUUUUUUUUUCCAGUUUGUCUAAUUUGAUCUGAAAUUUGAAAUUCACCAUUAAAUCUCACUUGAAUAAUGUGGAUUUGUGUAUGCGACCCAUUCCACCGGCACUGUUUGUUUAAGAGGAUAGUAGCAGACUGGUCUCUGAUAUCCUGCACUGCUUGGUACCCCCGGUUUUUAUAAAUUUUUAUGCACCAUAUAAAUAAGCCUUUUCUUUCUUUUCUUAAUUUAUAUUAGGAGAGACAUUUGAAAGUUACAACAAAGAUCAAAACUGCAAAGUAUAGUAUCAAAAACCAAUAUACUGUAUUUUAGAUAUAAAAGGCAGAUCUACGUAGACCUUCCUGAAAACUGUUAAUAUAUAUUAACCCUCCAGUCAGUAGAUGAGUCGACUAGGUUAACAUUACAAUAUUCUUAAAGUAUUGGCAUGUUUAUAUGGUGAUGAUCUCAAUAAUCAAGUGAAGUAGGAUAAGGCGAAAAGUCCUAACAUGUCCCAUGUCAAAAUCUGCUUGUCUGGCAGCUUUCUCUGACAACUGACAUUAUGGAUCGCCAUAUGAGUUCUGUCGGAGAGAAAAAAAAUGAAAUUUAGUAAAAAGGGAAUGAACAGCCACCUAAAGUAUUACAUCGGUGCACAAGACUUUCAGGCAGUGUUAGUCCACCGUUUAUUGGCAAUCCAUACACCAGACAUGUUCACAAUACCCCAGAAAAACAUACAAUGUGAGUUAGCACCAAACCCAAAUACAGUUUAUUCUUGUAACAUGGAGGCCUAUUGGGGAGGCUGGUGGUAAAUUCAUUUUAUAGUGCAGCCAGAUUUCUGUAUAGAUUUGUGGAAUGCUUGUUUUAUUCGCAAAUAGCCAUAAAUAUUGUUCAUAUGAUCCAAUUCCCCCGGAACACUCUGCAAAGCAUGAAUUAUGGCAACAAAUUCAAUCUUGUUUGGUUCUUUGACUCACAACCUGUGAUACUUUGAAAUGAGAGCUGUGCAUUCCAGGGGAAACACCUGUGUAAUUAACAGGACUGUUUAAAUAUGUUGCACUAAGUGUUGUGUUUGCAGCUCCUUGUACACUGAGGCUGGGUUGCAGGUGUUGAGUUCAGAGUUAAUUCUUCUUCACACUCUCUAUCAGUUUCAUUAUUUGUUUGAAUACCAUGAGCGGCUUGAAUACAACUAGAUACAAUUAUUAAGCGUUGGGUGUGUGAACUCUGCUGCUUAAUCAUUUUGUUAUUUAUUAUUCCGUCCUUACGGUCCCACAGUGGGCUGCAUCUGGCACCUAGCAGUAAACACCCAGCAGUUAGCACUCUUAGGAGUUGAUUCACUCUUUAGUUUUGUGGUGAAUCAGAAAAAUUACAGUAGAUUGCAGAAUUCAGGUAAAAAUUAGUAAGUUGGAAAAAAAUUCUACCAUUUGGUUAAUUUUCACACCUGAAUAUUGUGUCCUAAAUUUUAACAACGUGGUUUUCAGUUUCCGUCAAUUCACUGUUUAACGUGUAAAUCCUUCUGUGUUUAAUAUUCUACUUGUUUCCUGGCAAUGUUACAUUUCACCUAACUUCCUGGCAUCCUCAAUAUCUCACCUUGGUGCCUAGCAACCUCAGUAUCUUGCUUUACUGCUAGGCAUCCUCAAUAUCUCACCCUGGAACCUAGCAACCUCAGUAUCUCGCUUUACUGCUACGCAUCCUCAAUAUCUCACCCUGGUGCCUAGCAUCCUCAAUAUCUCACCCUGGUGCCUAGCAACCUCAGUAUCUCGCUUUACUGCCUGGCAUCGUCAAUAUCUCACCCUGGUGCCUAGCAUCCUCAAUAUCUCACCCUGGUGCCUAGCAACCACAGUAUCUCGCUUUACUGCUACGCAUCCUCAAUAUCUCACCCUCGUGCCUUGCGAUCUCAGUAUCUCUCUUUACUGCCAGGCAUCCUCAAUAUCUCACCCUGGUGCCUAGCAUCCUCAAUAUCUCACCCUGGUGCCUAGCAACCUCAGUAUCUCACUUUACUGCCUGGCAUCCUCAAUAUCUCACCCUGGUGCCUAGCAUCCUCAAUAUCUCACCCUGGUGCCUAGCAACCUCAGUAUCUCACUUUACUGCCUAGCAACCUCAAUAUCUCACCCUGGUGCCUUGCAACCUCAGUAUCUCGCCUUACUGAUAGGCAUCCUCAAUAUCUUACCCUGGUGCCUAGCAACAUAAGUGUCUUUCUUUACUGCCUGGCAUCCUCAAUAUCUCACCCUGGUGCCUAGCAAUCUCAGUAUCUCGCCUUACUGCCUGGCAUCCUCAAUAUCUCACCCUGGUGCCUAGCAACCUCAAUAUCUCACCCUGGUGCCUAGCAACCUCAAUAUCUCACCCAGGUGCCUAGCAACCUCAGUAUCUCACCCUGGUGCCUUGCAACCUCAGUAUCUCGCCUUACUGCCAGGCAUCCUCAAUAUCUUACCCUGGUGCCUAGCAACAUAAAUGUCUUUCUUUACUGCUUGGCAUUCUCAAUAUGUCUCCAUGGUGCCUAGCAACCUCAGUAUCUCUCUUUACUGCCUGUCAUUCUCAAUAUGUCACCAUGGUGCCUGCCAACCUCAGUAUCUGGUCUUAGUGCCUGGCAACCUCAAUAUCCCAAACAGCUACCUUUUAUUUUGUGAUUUUUAAAUGUCUUACAUGCUGGAAAAAUAUAACUUUAAAACCUCUGGUCCUCCUCUCUUAUCAUAUACUCUUUUGCGUACAUGCUCUUUCUCAUUCUCAGAAUGUCUGUUGUGAAAUACCAUUGGGUUUCCUAGGCAGGCGUUUCUCUAACCAUCCGGUUUAGCUCAUUAAAACCUGUGAUGACAUCCCAGAUUGUUUUAUAGGGUCGAUUUGUUAUUUAAAAGUGUUAAUUGUGGCACUGUAUGUCAUUACCAGUAUCUCCACUUAUAUUAAAUAACAAGGACUGAGUGAAGUUGCUUAUCUGGUUUCCUACUCAUCGAGCCUGUUAUACAAGAGGAUUAGAUCAUAGAUGCUUUAAGUCAUGGGGAAAAUUAAAAACGUAAAAAAAAACAACCACCCUAAAGGUGCCUUGGGAAUUCCAACAAGGCAUUUUUUGCUUGACGUCUUAUUUACUGACAUUGUGUUAUUUACUGUGUGUUUGUGAGUGCACACCUGUGAGCUGUCCCUUCAUUUUACAGUCAGUGGUUAUUCACAUGAUGAUGGUGAAUGUAACUCUCUGUAAUAAUAUUUACUAUUCUUUCUUGACAUUAUGGUCCGAUAUUCAUCACAUACAUCAUCUUUAUACUGAUCAGCCAGCUUGCUAUAUCAUAUCAUAUCAUUCUUCGUGUGAUCCCAACAGUCCUGCCUUUUAGUGCAUUAGUCUUACAUACACUUGGUGUGUGUGUAUAUAUAUAUAUAUAUUUACUAUCUGAGCAGUUAUUAGCAUUCUGUAUCAUGAAAUACAAUUAUUGGUCUAGACCAAGCAUGUCAAACUCAAAGGUUAAACAUAGGUUAAACAAGGUUUAAGUUAAAAAAAAAAAACAGCACCCCCCCCUCUGUACUAAAUCCCAGUCCCCCCCUCUGUACUAAAUCCCAGUGCCCCCCUCUGUACUAAAUUCCAGACCCUCCCCUUAUACUAAAUCCCAGCACUCCCUCUACUAAACCCCAGCCCUUUAAACAAAACCAAUAUUGACUACCCGUCAUCGCAACACUGACCAACACACACACUCUCUGACAGACACACACAAACACUGACAGACACACAGACUCUGACAGACACACACACACACACACAAACACAUGUGCACACACUCACCUCAUUAUAUUUAUUGCUCCCUACUUUUGGGAGAUGGUCUUUUCUCCUUCGCUCAGUCUUCCUGCUCCCUCACGCGUGCAAUUUAGUGAUGCCAGGUGCCUGUGAGGGAGCAGGAAGUCUGAGCUCCUUCACUGCCACCAGGGACCUCUCCUCCCCGGCAGGGUAAUUUUGGCAGAGUAGGCACCUGCAAUGUGGGACGAGCAGGUGCCUACUCUGCUUUAGUAAGCAUGGCAAAAUUGUGGCUCGCUGGGCCGCAAAAAUAUUCAUUGUGGGCCACAUAUGUCCCGCGACUUUGACAUGCUUGGUCUAGACUCUAGAGGGAAAGCAGUUGGGUCCGUUGGUUUUGCUGCUCAGAUUUCUUUUAUUCUGUUCCUUUGUUUUUCUGCACUCUUACUCAUAGGCGGCUCUCUAAUUAGAUGAUUUAGGCGGCUACCUAAGGCCUCACACUCACUGUUCCUCGCAGCCGCCUAACUGGAGAGCAGGGCCUGAGGGCUGCCCACUAUUAGGACGUGCGAGGAGUGACCUCAGUCAGCUGCUCCUCAAAAUGGCACAGAUUAGGAGGAGGAAUAGAGAGCACCAGCAUAGGUGCCAAGCAUCAGAUAAUAUUGUAGGUGGUCCUCCAGUAUUAGACUGCACUAAUUGUUGAAAGCCUGGGCGAAGGUUGUAUCUGUGAAGGAGCUGGUCUGUAUUUGCCUGUCCUCACUGGCCUUCACACUGCUAUACAUCAGGAAGCUGCUGAAAUCACAGUUUAAGCCUCUCCCCUCCGUCAGUAAGACUUCAUUGAGCUGGGGGGGAGAGGAAGAGGGAGCUAUUUGGAUUAUAGGGAGAUGAAGCUGAGGAGUGAGAGUUGAGUGUAGGGAAGAUAGGGGGAGAGAGGGAUAUGGAGCUGAGGGAGACGCUGCCUGAAAGUCUUCCAGAGCAUCAGAGUCACCAUCAGGAGAGUACAGCCAGAGGCAGAACGAACGUAGAGAGACCCCGGUGCAAGAUUAUUAUUUUGUGCGACAUGCAGAGGUGAACCAGGAAGGAGUUCUUACCACUACACACAAGAGAUCCUGGCCAGUUAAUAAUAUUAUAGCUUGCAUUAUUUUUAUUAUAGAUGUUAGUGGGGGGCAUCAUGAUCACGUACUGCGUAAGGCGUACGAAAGUCUAGAGCAGCCUCUUAUCGUACUCACACUUUUAAGUAACAGCCCAGAAAAUAUCAGUGAGCAGGAAGAGUAGAAUUUGUUUUACUAGAAGUACUGAUCUCCGUGCUUUUUCUUCUCGAUCACUAGGACCUGACAGGGCUUUUGGAAUAUGGGCCAGCUUACAGCAACUGUGCCCACUAGUGGAUUGGGGACAUGGUAGGUGAACCUAGCCCCAUCCAUUCCCAGUUCCCCAAUGUUUCGACACGGUACGUGAUAAAGACACCUAUCAUGUUACAAUGUUGUUGAAAUCUUGUUGUUUUUAUUAUACUAGUGAUCCUUUUGAACAAGGAUCAAGCUUUUGACACAGGCACCAAAACGGGUUGUGGCAAAAUGAGGGAAGUGUGAUGAUUUUGGGUUUUUUUGGAUUUUUUUUGUGGUGUAUUUUUUUUAUCAAACACAAAAAAUAAAAAAAUCAUUUUCUUUUGUAUACAAGUUACCGUAUGUCUUGUUUAUGGUUUUGUUUUUUAAUAUAAUAGUUUUUAAAAACUGUCCAUUACGUUCUAUUUGGGAAGAUAUGUGGUGUGUGUAUUUUUUGUUACAAAAUACUAAAUUGUUAUUGAUACCCUCCUUUUUUUUUUGUUCUAGGAAACACAGUCACCAACAUACUCACAGGGGACCAUACGAAGAUACAUUGUUCAGAACCCUGAACCGGUAUGAUGACGUUUUUUUAAAACUUAUUUUUAUUUUAUCUUAAGAAUUGUCAUUGUUUUAUUUAUUUAUAGCAUACUGAUUAAAAUAUUUAAUAUUUUCUAUGUAGUAUAGUUUUUCACAAGAAAUUCUUGAAGAGUUUAAAAUAUUGAUUGUCUUCGUUGCCUCAAAUACGCCAUUUAUGAAAAAAAAAUCAACAUGGCUGAAUACGGUUGUGGCGGACCGCCUGGCACUUCGACUCGGUGCCUCCGCCAAUCGAUGCUUCCUAGUGCUCACCGAGUACUUCCAAGCACUCCACCAGAAACCAUAACCACCGUAGUCCCCACAGCCAGCGUUACAGCUUGGUUGGGGCCUCGCUGUCCUCCACCCACCCUGGACCCAAGGCCAGGAUUCAGCUUCCAGUGGGUAGACCUUUCCUUCUCCAGAGAUUAUAGCAGGAUAGCUCUUACAAGAGCAAGUGAUUAUAAUCCAAGGGAGUAUAAGGAGUAUAGCAAUCCCCAGAGUGAAUAUAGCUGUCCCCUCCACACAUGAGAUGAGGCUCUAUGUUAAGGGUGAAGGGUGUUUUAAUUGGGUCCACAAUUGGCCUUAUAUGCAGGUCCCCAUGCAAGGGGUUUUCCAUAACAUAUUCCUGGGGCAUUCCCCACUGGACCUGAGGGGGGACUAUGACAAGGUACACACUUUAAUUAUAUUGGCUCUCAGGUCCAGGACACUCCCACACAAAACAGGGUAAUCCCCCCCUGUGCCUGAGAGAUAAUUGAGUCAGGAACUGUACUAAACUCAAUUAUCUCCAGGCACAGAAAACAUACAUUUUAACAACAUCCCAAAAGUACCCCAAAACACAUGAAAACCCCACAAAAGUCACAUCCCCUGAGAGCCCCGAUAUAGGGGACCAGCAUAUCCAAAAAUCAGCCAGAUCGGUUCAGGGGUUUGAGAUUUCCAUGGAUGUCAUACUUUUGUCCAAACGUGCACAUGGUCCUAUGCCCAAAACAGUUCCAGGGAAUCAGUGCUGACUGUCAGUCUCUCUUUCUGGAGUACAAAAGUACAUAAACUGAGCCUUUUAAAGUGCAUUAGGCAAGGUAUAUUGCAGGGCCCAUAGCCCUGAGGCAUGAGGCUGGCAAGCAGGCUCCUCCAGGAGCCUGUGGCGUGGUUCUGUUCGACACAACAGUUACAAACUAAAUAUCAAUGGCUUACUUUUGUCAACUUGCUGAAUAGCUACUUAAUCUUCCCACCCCAUAAAUUAGGGUACUUGUAGCCUCACAAGAGCUCUUUAUAGAAAGCUAUGGGAGUGCUGGAUGCACUCCUACAUUGUACAAUAUAUUUUUUGCAUCUGGGAGAGGCUUGUCUUCUCCUAUGUCAUCAGAAAAAGAGGUGUGAGGAUAUAGCAAAGUGAUGUAAGUAUAAUGAAUCCGAUCAUUGUAUUAUAACUACAAUAACCUGUGCAACAAGACUAUAGGGUUGUGGUCCAAGUGCUUCGUGUCCCCAGAAGACUGUCACUGAAGUGUCUUUUGUGAAAAGACUGUGGCUUAUUUGUAGACAAAUUUAAUUUUAGACUAAAACCAAAAGAGAAAAGUUCUUAGCAUAUUGUGCCAGUUCCUUAUGCACGUUUAAAUAUCUGAAGUUUUUUGGUAUCACUCCAAUGGCCAUUUUAAGUGUAAGCUCACCAGCCACAUCAAGGCAAAAUCUCUCAGGUGAGUGCUACACUAACAAUUUACAUUGCUUCUUUAAAGGAACACUAUAGGGUCAGGAACACAAACAUGUGUUCCUGACUUUAGUGUUAAAACCACCAUCUAGACCACCUGCACCCUCUGAUCACUAUUAUUUUGCAGGAAAUAUCCCCCCUCCCUCAGUAAAGGUAAGAAGGGAGGGGGGAUAUAAGGUUUUAGUAUUAUUCUAAUUUAAAAAUAUAUUUAUAUUUGCAUUAAGCUAAACAUUUUUACACACACUGCCCCCCAUCCCCAAAACACACACUGUCCCCCUCACUCACACACACACAUACUGCCCCCCAUACACAUAUUCAUACUGCCCUUAUACACAUACACUACCCCAUUCACACACACACUACCCCUCACAUACACUGCCCCCUAUACACAUACUGCACCCCUAACACAUUGCAACUCUCACACACACACUGCACACCUUACAAACACAUACACUGCAUUCCUCAAACACACACAUUGCAUCUCUCACAUAUAUUGCACCCCUCACACACAAACACACACACAUUGUACCUCUCACACACACACACACACACACAUUCAGGGCCGGCGCUACCAUAAGGCCUUAGGGCGCACCGGCCCUGGGGGUGCAAUGGAGCGCUCCCCUCUAGCCGGUUACUUUAUGAAGCUCUACCCUCAAGGCAGCCUCUUACCACCGGCCCAGCUUACUGCCACCCGAGGAGCCUUCUUCACUGGUGCCUGCCACAAGCUGUGUAGAGGGGGCGGAGAUAUGAAUGACUACAUGGCUUGGAAGAAAAGACACAUAAAUGGAUCUGGAGGGGAGGGACACACAAAACGGACUAAGGGGAGAAAUAGCCACAUAGAGGGGCUGUGGUGGAGAAAAAAAAACAAAGAAAGGGGCUGAGGGUAAGAGACACAAAAAGGGGAUGGGUGUAAGUAAGAGACAUACAAAGGAGGUUGUAAGAUACACUAAAUAGGAAAUAAAAUACACUAAAGCACAAAAGGUUAAUACAUUCAAAAGAGGGGAUAUGAAACACUAAAGCGGGUAAGAAAGUAAUACAUUCAAAAGGUGGGGGGGGGGGCUGGUUACAAGACACACAGGUGAAGAUGCACUUUUUUUGCAGGGUGGGUGGCAAAAUGCAUCUUUGCCUGUGUAGCUAAAAAUCCUUGCACCGGCCCUGCACACAUUACUGCCCCUAUCCCCUGCUACAGGCCCUAUCCCAGCAGACCCCAGUUAAGUUGUCAAACGGUUCUUAAAUGGGUUGACUGCUUACUCUGGGAGGGCGCCACGGAACUCCUGGAACCAUAACCACUAUAGAGAGCUGUAGUGGUUAUUGUACCUGUAAAUAAUCUCCAAGUGCUCCUCCCGAGAUUUGGUUCUGAAUCUGCCCCUGAGGUACUGUGCAGAUCAGACUUUUAACGCAGGUGCCACACACUUAGCAUAAAUCUUGCCUUAAUCUUUAAGUGAUGCUUAAAACGGAAUGAGGUGAGUUGUUUUGUUUUUUUGGUGUACUUCGUUUUAGUAUUUUUGUAUCCAACACAUAAAAUAAGUAUUUUCGUCUUUCUUUUUAGAUAUAAAAGGUGUGUGUAUUUUCUGUUCCCAAAAAAUACUAAUUAUUGCUAAAACACCCUUUUAUUCCAUUUUUGUUCUAGGAAGUACAAUCACCAACAUACUCACAGGGGACCAUACGAAGAUACAUUGUUCAGAACCCUGAAACGGUAUGACAACGUCUUUUGUUUUUUCAUUUUUAAAUUUUUUUAUCUCGAAUUGUCAUUGCUGUGUUUAGAAUUUAACCCAAUCCCGCCGUUCUACGUAUCAUUAUGUUCUGAAUGACAUGGGCUUUUGAAGGUACCUGUAGCCUCAAGGCUGCUGUUUAGGCUCCUUCAUAGAAAGUUAUGGGAGGUAGUAUACUGUCUUGGGAGUGGGUGGUGGAUGCAUUCAUACUUUGUAAUAUAUAUAUAUUACAAUUUUUUUUUAAUCUGGACAAGGCUCGUCUUCUCCCAUGUCCUUAGAGAAAGGAGGUGUGAGGAUAUAGCAAAGUGCUGCAGGUCUGAUGAAUCAGAUGAUAGUACCAUAACUAGGAUAACCUGUGCAACUCGACUAUAGGGAGACAGUCACUGAAGUUUAUUUUGUGAAAAGAAUAUGUAGUUUAUUUGUAGACAAAUAUAAUGAAGGCCAAUAUUUUAGCUAUUCCCGGCUGCCUCUAUUAAGAUAGACAGGCAUGAUAUCUUCCUGUGUGUGUCUAUCUGUCUGUCUAUCAUGUAGAAGAUCCAGCGCACUCACUAACAACAUCUUGAAGCUGACCAUAUUUAAUAGUGUUUUUUAUUUAGACACCUACAAACAUUGGGUGGGUUUAGCUACAUCAUAUUGUCAUACAUUGCAUAGACUUGCCACAACGCGAAUGUACCCUACGUGUGUGUGUGUGCGCUUAUAUAUGUGUGGGCUUUAAUACAUUUUAUGUAAUGUGUCACAAGUAUAAAGAACUAUUCCAUGUUCCAACGGUUGAGCAAUCACUACGGAAACCAAUGGAAUAUAUUUGCAGAUGAUUCCAUUUUCUGAUGCAUCUCCUCUUUAAUUACUUUGUCAUUUUGGAUAGGGUUAAUUUUUGCAUGAUAGUAACUUUUUAUUUCCCCUCUGGCACAUUGUGUGUGCCUCCACCCUUCCUCCACUUCAAGCUUUCUGCACAAUUCAAGUAUGUGAGAGCGCCUGAGGCAGAAGCGCUGUUUCAGCAAGUUAAGAUUUUUAGACUGUUUCUUUUUUUUUUUUUUUUUAAAGUUGGUUUUAAUUUUUGUUUUUAUUUAAAAUGUGCAUACUCUGUGGAAAGUAUUUUCUAAUUGGGUGAUACAUUGUUGCAUUAACUAUUUACUAAAUGGUAGUAUGGAAGAAAAUCGUUUUGUACAAUACAGUUGGCUUUGUUACUCAGAAGACAUUAGGAUCCUUUCAAACUGCUUCAAAGAAAACGUAAUUGAAUAUUUUUCUAUUCUUGAUCUUUUCUGAUAAACAGAACCUCUCAAAUUUCUUUAUCUCAGCAAUUACCAUUGAUAUGUGCGAUUUUUAUUUUUUUUUGUCAACCAGAGAGUCAGAAAUUACAGAUUUUACACCAGUGGUGGAACUAAUGUAGAGAGCGCCCUGCUGCAAAAAUUUGUUUUGGGGCCCCUCUAGCGCAAGCAUGGCCAAAAGGUAGAUCUCCAUCUGUCAUACAACUCACACAAUGCUUUUCCAGCUGGGGAUUUACCAGAUGCACAUACUUGCAAAGGCAGUGUUUGUGAGCAGUGUUUGUGUUUGAAAGUAAAGCAUUUUUUGUGUGUUUGAAUUUGAAUGUAAAUGUAUUUAUUUUUUGUAGUGUUUCCAUUUGAAUGCAGUUGUAUGUUUGUAGGUACAGUUACUAUUUGAAAGCAGUGGUGUAGGUGUGUUUAGUGUUUGUAUGUAGAGCUGGUGUUUGAUUGCUGGAAUGUAUGCAUAUACACUGCCCCACACGUACACACUGAAACACACACAGAUACGCACAUACUGACACACACACUGACACAUACAAACACACUGACACACAUAGAUCACAAUUUAGUUAAUCCCAGGAGGCUAAGUCUGAUGAGAGUCUGGUUCAGGCUCUCUCUCCUUUCUGUUCUCCUCCCCCUCUCUUGUUUUCCCGCGCGUCUCAUUGGUAAGCUGGGAGGAGUGCAUUGUAAUCUCUUCCUCCAAGAACCACGGCUUUACAGAGACCAUGAGACAUUUGCAGGUGCCUCAAGUACAAAUAGUGGUAUAUUUCUGUGUUGAUUGCUACUGGGCAUGUAUGGCCUUGUGCAGCACCAAUUUUCACAGAAACAGGGGCUGUCUGUGAACUUACAAGUGUUCACCUCUGGGGAGUAGCAACUGCAAAUCCCUCCAUGUCAGCAGCGACAUACGUUUGUCAAAUAUUUGAAACAAAAAGCUGCAAAUACAUUACCUUGACACCAUAAGAACUUCAAUAAUUUUUGUACCUGGUUAUGGUGCCAAGAGUGUCCCUUAAAUUUAUGAAACGUAACACCAGGUAUAAUUUUUAAAAUUUUAUAUUUAUUUUAUAUCUGGAUUCAAAAACAGCCAUCCCUGAUUUUGACUGUUCCCCCUUUAAAUUGAUCAAGAUACAGGGGUCACAGUGUGCUUUGUUAGUGUCACGCUGGGUAGAAUUUUCACUUCCUGACAACUGCUAAGGAACCUUUUUAAUUAUGUUAAGUAUUUAUUCUCAGUGAAUGUUGGGAAAUGCCUUGAAACUCUUGUUUAGAAAAACAAAGCAUUUAGUGUACAAACCAAUCGAACUUGUUUAAUUUGCUCAUUGGUGGAAUCUGAAGAUGCUGUCUUGUAAGAUGAAUGCUGUUUUCUUACAGGAAGUACACUCUCCACCAUACUCUCAGGAGACCAUUCGGAGGUACAUCGUCCAGAACAAUGAGCAGGUAUGAAGAUAGAAUUAUUGGUUGUCUUCCUAGCAUUCUCCCGCCGUGCGUGUGCACCAUAUGCUUUCAGCCUGGUUCUAGCCGAUAGGCCUUAUGAAAUACAGGUAUUAGUUUGUCACUUAUAAUUGCAGUCCGCAACAUUUUGUCACUGUGUACAGUUAUAACCAGUCAAGUCAGUAAAGAAGACAUAUUAAAGGACCACGCUAGGCACCCAGACCACUUCAGCUUAAUGAAGUGGUCUGGGUGCCAAGUCCAGCUAGGGUUAACCCAUUGUUUUAUAAACAUAGCAGUUUCAGAGAAACUGCUAUGUUUGUAAAUGGGUUAAUCCUUCCUCCAAUUCCUCUAGUGGCUGUCUAAUUGACAGCUGCUAGAGGCGCUUGCGUGAUUCUCACUGUGAAAAUCACAGUGAGAGCAUGCAAGCGUCCAUAGGAAAGCAUUGUAAAUGCUUUCCUAUGAGACCGGCUGAAUGCGUGCGCAGCUCUUGCCACGCGUGCGCAUUCAGCCGAAUGGGAGGAACGGAGGAGGAGAGCUCCCCGCCCAGCACUGGAAAAAAGGUAUGUUUAACCCCUUUCCUCUCCCCAGAGCCGGGCGGGAGGGGGACCCUGUGGGUGGGGGCACCCUCAGGGCACUAUAGUGCCAGGAAAACGAGUGUUUUCCUGGAACUAUAGUGGUCCUUUAAGCUCUGCAAGACCUUAUCGUGUCAUAAGAGAGACCCGAUUGGCUCUCUCACACAGAGAAAACUGGUUGAGUCUUUACAAUUUAAAGAUUAAAAAGGCACAAAAAUCUAGAGACUUACAAUGAGUGUCCUCUCCUGUGUCCAGCUCAUGGACUAUAGAGUGGGGUGUUAUUUAAAUAAUGGCCCAGUAUUUUCAUGGCCUCUUGGGCAUUAUAAAGGUUAAUCCCAUUAAGAAUUCAAAACCUAGUGUUUAUAGCUCAAUUAGGGUGUAGGAUGGGGUAAGCAACCUUUGGCACUCCGGAUUUUGUGGACUACAUCUACCCUGAUGCAUUGCCAGCAGUAUGACUUUGAAAGGAUUAUGGGAGAUGCACUCCUUAACAUCUGGAUGGCCGAAGAUUGGCUACCCUCGUUCUGGACUAGUCUUCUGGUCCCAGAAAGUUAUUUCCCCCCCGGUGUCUAUCAGAACACUGUAAUUGGUUGGCUACUAAAAUCCCCCAAAAAACACUGCACUCGAAAACACUUUUGUGAGGGUACCGAAGUGUACUGCAUACAUGAAUAUCAGACAUUAAUUAUGAUCUAUGAUAUUAAAAGGAGGAUUUUAAUUGUAACUUGUUUUGGUAGGAAGUCGCAGUCCCUUAUCCUCAACAAACAAUAAGAAGAUACAUUGUUCAAAACCCCGAACAGGUAAGACAAGAAUAGCGAGAUAAUUCUAUUUUCUCUGUAUACGCUCAACGCAGUGUCUGUAAGGAUUACAUUUGAAAAUUAUUAUCCAACAAGCAUAUAUUUUCAGUACCAUUUAUAUACCAACUGUCUCAUGGUUUGUGUCUGAUACAGUCUGCUAGCUGUCUUCUUGUUAUCUAACAUUUAACUCUAAGCCAAAUUUUACAUUUCUUGUGUUCCUAUCGCCACCAUUAUCUACACCCUAAAUAAGGGGCCUUCACUCAAGUGAAAAUUCACAGUGAAUUUAAGAUGGCCUUAAAUUUGAAAUACUCUUUGAAUUCACCUUGAAUUCUCACUUUGGUAAAUAACCCUGUAAAUGUCUGUCUAUGAAUAUUUCUGUAACUGUGCCUAAACUCCAGGCAUUAACACUUCUAAAGAUCAUUAUCACAAAGUUUGAAGAGUAUUUGCUCUUUGGAAUGCUGGUAUCUACUCUGCAAAUCACAAUCUCUGAUUGGCUGGUGACAUCACAUGAUUUCUGCAGCCUUGUAUUUCAUUAGUAACUUGUCACGGAGGGCUUGAAAUAGGCGAUGCAAUUUCAAGAUGGCCACCUCCACACUGAUGUCCAAGUGUUAUUUCCAGCUAAUCUUACUAUAGAUUGGUUAAACAAAAUAUUGCUCUAUUUGUAUUCGUAUUUUAAAGUCAUAUAUGAAAAGAAAAUUUCCAGUUUGUUUAGAACCAUUUUAGUCCAAUAAAUCUACAUAUCCUUCUCUUCUUCAAUUGCUUCUCGGUUUAUAAAUGGCUAGAAAUUACUUAUAUGCCCACAGAUAAGACAAAAAAAGUCUUCAACAAAGUAAUUUGCCCAUUCUAGAUGACGAAUGGAACGGGGUAGACGACACAAGACUAUACUCCUAAAGAGGAGGUUAUGAUAAAUUAAAUAAUUGAAAAAUGACACAAAAUUAAAGGGACACUAUAGUCACCUGAACAACUACAGCUUAAUGUAUUUGUUCAGGUGAGAUCUAUAGCUCCCUGCAGGCAAUCUUAGAGAAAAUACAGUGUUUACAUUGAUUGAUAGGAAUACCUCCAGUGGCCGUCACUCAGACGGCCACCAGAGGGACUUCCUAUCAUGUAGGGCCCUAAAAAGGCCAUGUACACGUCAGACGUAUUAAAAUACGUCUGACGUGUGCAGGAGAGAGAAGGCACUGUGUGCGCGCCUUCUCUCUCCUGCCUGUCAGCAGAGGAGAGGGGGCGGGCAAAGACCGCAAGCUGAGCUGUCAGUCAGCUCAGCUCGCGGCCGCGCACACUGUAGUGAAGGAGUGGAAAGCUAGUUUGCAUGCGCAUCACAUCGCCUUUGCUACGCCAAUUACCAUCUCCUAAUAGAGAUGGAUUCAGUCAAUGCAUAUCUUUUCGAUUAUGGGGUGCGUUCAGGGUUUCCAUGCUAAUGCUGAAUUUUGGUCCCUCUGUCUUUGCGGGACAGUGCCCAGGAAGUCCCUCUUGUGGCUUUUGGAGUAACAGCCACUAGAGGUUGUCCUAGGAAACCAUGUAAACACUGAUUUGUCUCAGAACGCUUAGUCUGCAGGGACCAUACAUUAAGCUGUAGUAGUUCUGGUGUCUAUAGCGUGCAGCAAAUCAUAUUGACAUCACUAGAAUUGUCCUGUGUCCCCAUGUAUGCUUUGUGUGUGGAUGGAAAAAUGUUUACUAUUCCCCCAACCCUUUUUAAACUUGUGUACCUUUUACCAUUGUUGUUUUCCCUUUUUAAAAUGUAUUUUGAAAAAAAUAAAAUAAAUAAGAAAAAUUAUUUGAAAAGCAUGAAUCCUUAGGUUGUUGACAUCUAUGCUAGGGUUAGUAAUUAAAAGUGCUAUCCUAGUGGCCAAAUGCUCAUUGGAUUGAAUUAAACCAUGUGAUGUUUCCAUACAAUUUCAGUUUUAUAAAUGGGAAAUAUCUGUAAUAAAUGUUCUUAUUUUAACUUUUUGGUACGUUUUAGGGAUAUUCCUCAACCACAGCCUUGUCCAUGCCAUGUUUAACAUACUUUUAAUACAUUCUAAGUUUUGAUUUGAUUAUUAAUACAAAAUUCUUCCCCAGAAUUGGGAAGCUGGCUAAUAACGAGUCUUUGAAAAGUGCCAAGCACACCAUCUUUUAAUGUUUACAAUUGGCUUGAGUUACAGAAAGGUAGUUGGUAUUAUUUUUUUUUUAUUAUUUUUUUUUAGGAUGUGACUCAACUGGCAACUGACCUUUCACGUUAUUAGCAGGAGGAUGUUCUGGCUUUAAGAAAUCAAACCAAAUAAUUAAUUCCAGAACAGUUUUUCUAGUGCAGCCAAAAGAACGGGAGAGAUUUCACCGCUGUAGAUUUUCCGUGGCCAAAAUAGGAUUAAGUGCAUAGGUACUGCCUGCCAAGUCAAAUCUACACUGCCUAGUUCAGAUGGCAUAUUGAGGGGAAUAGAUCUGACCUGGUCAAUCAGUCUGCAAUAUAACAUGUGGCUAAUUAUGUGCAAACUGAUAUGUGUUGCAGGAAAUCCAGGCCCCGUAUCAGCAUGAAACCGUGCGAAGAUACAUCGUACAGAAUCCUGAACAGGUGGGUGCGAAAUAUCAUAUUUAAUCUUGCUGACUAAAUGGCUCUUUCACAAGAUGAGACCUAAGUCUCUCUUUUAUCCGUUUUACUGCCGUCUAUCUGUGUUAUAAUUUUACCCAUCAUCUGACCCUUACAGGAUUUUACAAACAACUUUCUCUAUUCUGUUUCUGAUGUAUAGUUUAUUUGUGGAUUAUUUUGAUUUGAACGUCUUAAAACUCAGUAAAUAUUAUGCCUUUCUCUUUGAGCAAAGUUAACUAUAUAGGGAACAUUUAGAAAAAAACAAAUAAUGUCGAACUAUCGAUCACAUUUUCAGUUCUGCAAUGGCUUUCGAAGAUUAACAGUGCUUUUGUAAUAAGUCUAUUUGUGAACACUGUAAAAGUACAAUUUACUCGUGUUGUUGAUUUAUCUGUAAAAUUGUCAUAUGUAGCAAAUAUUUUUGAAUACAUUUGUUUGCCUUUUUUAAUUUCACCAAAUUAAAAUCAGAGAAAACCAAAAUCAUGGAAAACAGUUCAAAUGUGGUUCAUUGUAGUAGAGGAUCGUGGGGGAAAAAGUAAAAAAAAAAAAAAAUCUUUAAAUUAAUUUCUGGGCUCAUUUGCAUAUCUAGCUGGGGACCCUGGGAUAGUUGUGGAAACAUAAUUUCUCAAGUUUUUGUGCCCAAAGAGGACUCCUCAAAGUCCAACUUGAGAUAUGCAGGGGAUGCACGUCAGUAAUUUAUCUAUUUGCACUAUGGGCAGUUUUAUUGUAUUCAGUCUCACCACAAUCUCUUUGGUGCAUUUCUUUUUCAGAUGGCAGUUGGGUCAUUAGUGUACUUCUAUUAUUACAUUAUCCCUCUGUUAUUUCAACUGGCAAAUCAUUUUAUCCAAAGUUCCCCUAAUUUCAGGGCAUCACUCAAACAUGCUCGUCCUGGUCUGUCUGACUUGUGGAAAUUUUGAUUCUGGGUAACCGUUCCUGCUAUUUUAAUACAGCCCUUUCCCGAACUAAAUUAAUGGCCGCAAAUAGCAGCUAACACUUGGAUUUAUAACUCCUGCUCAUCUUGGUUAGAAUGGGACAUGUAUGUUGUGAUCCUACUGAAAGAUUAAAACUACCCUAACCAUAACACAAACCAUAAUACCAACAACAACACUUAUGCUAACACUAAAAAAAUCAUGUAACACAGAAGAUGUUGAAAGAUGUAUAUAAAAAAAAAAAUAACGCUAAGUUUAGGUUCCGGGGAUAAAUUCAUAAACCACUUAACAUUUCGUCUUAUGGUUUAUUAUGAGGUCUACAAAAAAAUAGACUCCUCAUUUAAAGAAAAAAAAAGAAUUCCAUUAUGUAUAAUUUUAUUUUUCAAAAAUAGUUCUGUCGUUCUUUAUAGCCAGUACAUGCGUGCCUGUAAUUUGUAUGAAUUAUUUACUUACUAAGAGAGAUGGGUGUUCCCUCAUUACCAGAUCGUACUCAUAUGUAGUUAAAUUGCUGAAACCUUGGAUUAGAGACUUGACCUCAUCCUGCAUGCGUGUGUAUCUGUAGAUGGCAAUUUCUCAUCUAAUCAGCCUGGUAUUUAAGCAAACCAUCUUCUAAAAUGAGAUCUAGAUUACCAUUGUAUACGUAGGAUUACAAUAAAAGGUCAAAUAUAAUUUCUUUCUUAUUGGCCUUGCUUUUAUAAUUUGUGGGUCAGCUUUUCAAGUGAUUACAUGCUUUUGGCUAAACUUUUCAAAUAUUUUAAUAUUUUGAAAUGUUUCGAUAUGUAGAUAUAUUAUUUUUCAAUAUCUAUAUAUUAUUAUAGUAUUAAUAUUUUGGAGAUAAAAUCAUUUUAAGUUUAUCCAACAAUAUGAAAUAAUUUGAAAGGCUUAUCCAAAUAUACUAAAUCAAGGCCAUCAUUAUUUAAUUUAUAAAUAGAAUUUAUAGUAAAUAGAAGAGCACUGUAGGAAUAUAAACUAUGCAUGUCCGUAGAAUACAUUAAGUUUAUUAUACUGUGUUUUCAGCAAACCUACGUUCAAGGGGUUAAUUACGUCCCACAAAAUAAUGUUGUCUACGAAAAGACCAUCCGGAGAGUUGAGGUGCAAAAACCUGAGGUGGUAAGUGAAAUGUCCAGUUCUGUGUGUGUUAGUUUCCUGAAUGAACUUGUGGCCAUUUUCUAGUUAACCAUUUAUCUUUGUUGUUAUGGAUAACAUUUUUAUUUUCCCCUUUGGAAUGUUCUCUAGAUUUUGUCUGUUUUCAUAUUUGAAAUUUGUUUUUGAUAGGGAAAUUGCAAAGGAGGAAAUUCUGUGACUGGCAUUAUUGUUAUGAUGUUUGCAAUUGUGUUUAUGUACAAAUCUCAAUCAAUUGUGGAAGCAACGAUUUGAUAGACUAACCAUUGCAUAGUCAGAAGCACACUUGUUAAGGGUUGAUAAGAGUUGUAGUCCAUCUUGGAGCUGGAAAGCCUGCAGUGGCCUCUCCGUUAUCUGAAUGUCUGUUAGAUGCCCUGUCUAUUGUCCGUGGAUGCCGUCAUGUCAGUCCAUGUCCUACAUUCAGCACUUUCUACUAUAAGGAUCUGGGUGACUAAUGGGUAAACACAAUGCACUUUUUUAGUUUUUAUUUUUGUAAAUUGCAUCAAUAAAGCAGACAGAAACAUUCCCAAAGUCUUCACCAUCAUGAUCAUGUUAUAUUUCACUGUUUACAUUCUCACCUCUAUAGUCGCCCAGAAAGGUUUUACAUUGUUGCUAGAAAACAAUGUCCUAAUUAGCCGGAUGGUUGAGUGGAGGCAUCUGCCUACUGAGCUGGCUGGGCUUUAAUGAUUUGGGCCACAGAAGUGAAGAGAUUUAGGGGUUUACUUGCUAUGCAGUGAGCUGAGAUGAGUCCAUGACGCACUUGCAGAAUUUCGGCUAAAAUUAAAUUCUGUUUCUCCAAUCACUAAUUCUGAACUCAAAUCUGCCACUUUGUUUUAAACUCUGUACCACUCGAUUUAUAAUGAAUAAACCAGCUAAAAGUUGAAAAGGAACCACAGAAGAAAUGUUUGUCAUGUUCAAUAUCCUGCUUUAUGGCAUCAAGAAGUGAGUAAAAUGGCGAGAAUGACAUUGGGGGGUUAUUUAAAAAGUGAUCUGAAGUACUAAAAGUUCUUCUCCCCUUUAUACAUUUUGCACCACUUUUUUUAGAAGAGAACACGUUGAUAAAUCACCUUACAUAGCGCCUUAAACUGAGCAGAACACUUCUGCCAAUCUCUCUGACUACCACAGCAGUAACCAGCCUGUAGCAGUUAUGCCAUCACUUCCAUCAUUAUUUAGAAAGAAUAGAGGGUGCUGGGUCCCAUCCUGUCCUAUACUGGCGCUAGGCAUCUGAGCUACUAAUCCUCUCUGCGGGUUACGGACGUUCUGCAGAUCCCAUGAUAAAUUAUGAAUCCUGUAUUAUUGUAUUGUAGCUAUUCUAUUGCAUUAUUUUAUAAGUAUGUGUUGCCUAUAGCUAAUUGCUCUUUAUCUGUUGUAACAGGAGAGAACCUCCUCAGUUUCAAUAGGAUCACAACAAACUUCUACAAGUGAACAAGUGACUGAGCAAAUCAAUCAAAUCAAUGUAUCUUCCAAGUCGAGUGAGCAGGUAUUUCAAGCUAUAACCGUGCCUCUAGUUGUGGUUUUAAUAUAUUCUCCCAAGUCUAGAAAUACUUUGUUGCUCAUGAUUCAGAAUGAGUGAGUAUAUUACAAAGACAGAUUGACCACUAAUUACCACUAUACAUAUGGACUUAACUUAUGUUUGGGUACAUGGGAGCACUAAGUAGUCCAACACCUAUAGAUGACAAUCACGCAAUACAUAUCCUGGUUUGACAGUACCUUCAACUUCAUCAGUAGAUCUCUCUUUCUCUGGCCCACUCACUUACAUUCACAUAUUUUUACAUUAGUUUCCACUGACACGGGAUCUCCUUUCACGAUAUCUUCAGACUUUCCAUGGGUGAAGUUUCAGCCAUGAAAGAAACAGAUAUCUUAGACCAGGAUUGGCCAAAUAAAGAUUCCGAGACCAUGCACGGAGCCUCCCAGACCUUGCAUGGUCUGAUUGUGAUUAUUAUCUGCAGGCCUGCCCUGUGAUUCAUUAUUGUAUCAGGAACAAUGUGUAUGUACUACACGUGUAUGUCAUAUGAAUGAUGUAGACAUUAGUUAAGCUUUGCCAGUUUGCCAGAACAAUUCAGCAGAUAGUGAAUUGAUGGAAUGGAAACCUUGCUGAAACAUGGAAUUUUCAUAGACUUUGACUAAUGGCUCUUUUUUCCUCUUCCUCAAGGAGGUCAUCUCAGAACAAGUAAUCCAAACCUCCGUCUCCAGUGAGCAGGUAUGGAGCAACCCAACACACAGUUUGAGAGUCAUGAUGUUACAAGCUCAUAUAUAGCCUGUUUCCCUGAAAAUAAGACAUCCCCCGAAAACAGGCCCUAGCUUUUUUCAGGGGAUGCUUGUAAUAUAAGACCUACCGUGCAAAUAAGCCCUUGUCGCUGGUUCGCUAAUCUAUGUUUCCCCAGAACAUAGAUUUGUGGCAUUCUAUUCAUGAGUAAACUAAACUAUGUUUGGGGAAGUUUCCCUGAACAUAGAUUUGGAGGAUUCCAUGCCUUAGUGAACUGGUCUAUGUUCAGAUCUGCUUUCUAGCAUAUUCUUGCUACCAUUUUCCACCGAAAUAAGGCAUCCACCAAAAAUAAGCCCUAGUGCACUUUUGGGGAAUAAUAUAAGACCCGGUCUUAUUUUUGGGGAAAGACCAUAUUAGACUAUAAAAAAAUUACCAGUCUAGCUUUGUUCAAAGUUUCACUAAACAGCCUGAGAUUUGUCUGCUAGUUGUCUGAUUUCUGUCUAGGCUGUCAGGCCUGUCAUUCAAACUCCCUUUGUGGUGACCUCACACACGGCAAUGUUUUAACCUAAUAUCUAGGCCUUUAUCAUGGCUUGAUUACAGCCAUGCGUGGCCACAAUAUAGAGAGUUUAAAAUCAGACACUUUCUUUUUUUUCCUCAUUGGCACCUUUUGGGAUUUUCCCCCUUGUUUUAUCUAAGUGGUUAUACUACAUAGUAAUCCAUUAAAUAAAAGGUUCACUUUUCCUUGACUACUGUGAAGCGAUUUAUUUGAGUGUAAAUUGACGUGUACCAGCAAAUCUGAUGUUUAUAAUCCAUUCACUUGCUUCACGUCUCUUCGGUUUAUGAUUAAAUCAAUGUUUGGAGAUAGAUUAUCAGACUCCCAGUUAGAGCUUUUCUAGUGUGGGAAACAAACAGAGAUUUGCUAAAUUAUUUUCUUUGUAAAGCAACCUAUUUUAUACAAAUUCUAAAAAAUUUUUUUGGCAGUUUUGAUCAUUAAAAUGUUCAUCGAAGAUGCAAGGAGACACAGCUAUAUACAUAGUAACAACAUAGGCAUACAAUCAUUAUUCAUUAAAUUGCGUCGGGCAGCAAAAAUAAUAUUCAUGGCUGGCUAUUAAAAGGAAUAAUACUUUGAAUAGUCGUAAGGUUAUGUUAUUUAUUUAAUCUCUGUAUGUGCAGUGUUUCAAAGUUACAGACUCCAGGCACCAUGACCACAUCAAAUUAGUGGCCUUUAGUAUCUAAAACAGCAUCCAGUUAAUGCUUGUUUCUAUUUCCCAAAUUAAUGUUCCCAUUUUAUCAACCAUGGACAGAUAAAGGGUGUAGUGGUCACUCUCAGGACUUGAACAUGUGACCUUGAGGUUUUAUUGGAUACAGCAUUUGUGGCACUUGUCAAAUUAACAUGUUUCCACCCACCGGCAUAAAAGAGAGGUAGUUAUCCACAUUUGUGCUAUAAGCGCCUCAGACAGGCCUCUUCAAAAUAAAUAUCACAAGUGCGUUAUGGUGAUUUAGGCAAGGAUGUGGGAGAAGCAAAUCAACCAAUAUGGGAUGGUCAUAAUAUAUUCCCUUGGGCUGAAUACCUUGGUCUUUUUUAAACGUAGCAAUCCCUCUGGUUAUAACGUUCUAUUUCAGUCGGCUGCAGAUCUUCUGUGUGGUUCAGUGAUGGUCCAGGCCUUUCCUGGUGGCCACAAUGAUUUACCAUCUGGAAGAUCAUACCCUGAAGGUAGCCUCGUCAAUUAUUGGGUGCCUUGAGCAGGUGCUUCCAUAGUAUGUAUGUAGCUAUGAGAACACGUUUUAUCCCAGGGGAGUAAUUACUGUAACAUUGUAUCAGAUUACUCAACAUGAUGCAGUGCUGGUAAUCUCCGACGCAGACUCCUCCUGAUGCUUCCUUACCUGAGCAGAGCGGUGGGAACAUUAAUUACCAGACACCACAUCAUGUUCAGUUCUGCUGCAUUCUCUCCAUGAAAGCAAUAUGUGUGUCCUGGUUAUACAGCCUACCCCUGUUAUACAGCAUCCCAGGAAUGCUUGCUGGCUGCUCUCCAGGCCUGGAUUAUAAGCUGUACUUCACCUUUGCUGGAGGCUGCAUUCAGCUUGUUGUGCGAUUUCCCUGAUUAAGAGUUUUGCAGGAUUAGUCUGAACCACUGAAGCAAGUUUCGCUUAUACAGCCUUUUGUGUCAUUUUCUGGCAUUGUUGGGUAAUAAAAUGCUUGUUUGCAUUUCUCGUUUUGUGUUUUUUAUUGUUUUUCAUUCCCAUAAGACCUGUUACUCAUUCUUUCUCCUAAAAAAAAAAAAAAGAAUAUUAUUAUUUUAUCCCAAAGGCUUAUGGAGCAUUUAUAAUUUGUUGGCCAACUAAAUAGUUUACAUUGAAUGUGUGAUGGCUUAAACUUUAUCCAGCCUUUUAAAAUGCAAUUAUCUUCUCAAAUAAAAACUGAUUUAGCUGUUCUCUGGGGACAAUGGCAAGUUAGAAAACUCUCUGGCCCAUUCUGCUUUAAGAGCAACCUUGUCACUGUUUGCUUUUUUUUGGUUUUCCUUUCCUCAUGCUUUCUGUAUCUUAAUGAUUAUACCCCCCUCCCUUGUCACUUGCCUUAUAUUUAUAUUAAAGGAGCACUAUAGGGUCAGGAACACAAACCUGUAUUCCUGAUCCUAUAGGGUUAAAACCAUCAUCUAGCCACCCUGGUCCCCUCGUGCCUCCCUAAAUAUAGUAAAAUCUUACUUGUAUUCAUGCCUGAAGCUGUAGCUCUGCAUGCUGUUUGCCUCAGAAUAGCAAACUGUCUGCUGACCUCAUCAGAAGUGGUGGCCUGAUCCAUUCGCAAUGCUUCCCCAUAGGAUUGGCUGAGACUGACAAAGAGGCAGAUCAGGGGCAGAGCCAGCAUGAUUCAAACACAGCCCUGGCCAAUCAGCAUCUCCUCAAAGAGAUGAAUUGAAUCAAUGUAUCUCUAUGAGGAAAGUUCAGUGUCGGCAUGCAGAGGGUGGAGACUCUGAAUAUUUGGAUGCAUUUUAGGCAGCCAUGACCCAGGAAGGAUCUCUAACAGCCAUCUGAGGAAUGGCCAGUGAAGUUAUCACUAGGCUGUAAUGUAAAUACUGCAUUUUCUCUGAAUCAAACAGUGUUUACAGCUAAAAGCCUGAAGGUAAUGAUUCUACUCACCAGAACAAAUUUAAUAAGCUGUAGUUGUUCUGGUGACUAUAGUGUCCCUUUAAUAUAUGUUUCCAUAUGAUCUUAAUACCUGGGUGCAGCCAUUUUGUUCUCCUCCAUCUGUAAUGUCUGCUAUUUGCCCUUUUGUGGGAUAAUUUAACCAAUGGAUUUUGGAUUCAUUUGAUUGGUAACUACAAUAGAACCCUGCUUUAAGCUCUGCUUAUUGUAACUUUUGUCAACUUGACUCCUAUACAUAAGAAAACCUAGUUUUAUAAAAACUAGAGCUCUCUGAGAAAGAAAUAAAAUGAUACAAAAUUCAGACAUAGGGAGCUAUAUGGAAGCAGAUUAGAUGGUGUGUAUUUUUGUGAAAUACCCUGUUUAAUAGCAACCCUGGAACUAUAGACCUGUGUUCUAUGGUUUUCCCGAGAUCUUGGGGGCAGUAGUUUGUCUGUGAAGCAAAAAGAUUAAUACUUGAAGAAAAAAUAUUUGCUUAAGCAAUGACUCCCAAUAUUCUAAACCGAUCUAGGUAAUUUUAGCAUGCAUGAGGGUGUAGUCACGGGUGGGGCUGUUCUGAGAAAAUGUAGGUGACUUACUAAUGGUAAUUUAUACAACGAAAUCACAAUUUGGAGCACAAACAAUGUAUCAAAUUUCGAAACAUGUUUAUUGUGGUAUGGUCUCUGUGAAUAAAAGACACAUCACUAGGAGUAUUAUUGCUGUGGAGCUCUGUUAUAUACACACACACACCAACAAAAUGGAGUUCCUAGAAAAGAGGGACAUUAGGUUAUAAAAGAGGGACAGAGGGAUUUGGGCACAAAAUAGGGACUGUCACUCCUAAAUAGGGACACCUGGUAUGUGAGAUAUGUUCGCUUUAAGAUAGUGUGAUGGUUUAUUGGCAUUCUAAAAAAAACAGGUAUAUGGUCAUAUACGCCCAUUCCGGUCUGAAUAUCUAGUUCUACUUGGUCUGUCUAUAAUGCUAUUAAACUGCAUUGUCCUUGGCAGGGCCGCCAUUGGGGGGUGACAACCAUGACGGUUGUCACAGGCCUGGGGGGCCUACCACCUGGACCCCACGUGUAGCGGUGGAACUGUCCACCUUAGUUCGCCCAUUGAGUGACCCAAGCAUUUAAGGCCCCACGAUGGGCCCUAAACCUUCAGGCACUCAGUCAGCUCUGCGGCCAUAUAAAAGCGUGAUUGGGCCCAUUUAAUAAAAAAAAAAAAAGCACAAGUACUGCUGGGAGGAAGUGAUGGCCAGUUACUUCCUCCCAGCUCACUCCGCGUGGGAGGGAGGUAGAAGAGAGACAGCCAGGCCGUGAAGAGGGAGAACCCACACCAACUCCCGUCAGCCCCAGCCACCCUCCUGCAAUGAAAAGGUAAGAAACAGGAGGGUGGCUGAAAAAUGAGAUGUGUGUGUUUUUGUGUGUCUGUCAGUAUGUCUGUCUCUGUCUGUAUGCAUGUUUGUGUGUUAGUAUGCAUACAUACAUGUAUGUCAGUCUGUACAUAUGAAUGUAUGUAUGAAUGUAUGUCUGUAUUAAUGUAUGUGUGUGUGUGUCUGUAUGUAUGUAAGUUAGUGUCUGUAUACGUGUAUAUGUCUCAGUAUAUGUGUGUGUAUCCUUGUAGGCGGGCUUGGAGGUGGGCCUGAUGGCGGCCCUAAUCGUUGGUCUUUAACAUGAAAAGUGUCACUAGUCAGUCUGUCUGAUUGACCAUUCUAAUUUUGACUCUACAGUAUAAUAGUGACAAAUGUUACCCAACUCCAUUGAGUAAAAAAACCAAAACUCUAUAUAUGAGCAAAUCAUAAUAAUUACAAAUUAUAAUAAUUAUGUCUGUGUAUGAAAAGACCUUUGCAGAUUCUGUGACUAACACAUCUAGGAUGGAAUUGAAAGAAAAAAAAAUGGAGUUGUGCUCCACUUUUACCAUUUUUCAUAGAGUCCUUGAAAAUAUUGUUUGUCUUAUCCCAAAAUAUAAACAUAACUAUAACUAUGUUUAUAUUUUGGGAUAAGUCAAACAAUAUUUUCAAGGACUAUUUUGUAUGUUUAUUGGGGUCAUGUACCCUUUACUAUACAAUGCAUUUUUUAAAAUAGGUUCCUCCAAUUUCCACAAAUGGAAAAAAAAAAUCUAUGAAAAAUGGUAAAAUUGGAACACAACUCCAUUUAAAAAAAAAAAAAAAAUUCAAUUCCAUCCUAGAUGUGUUAGUCACUGUAACUGCAAAAGUCUUUUCAUACACAGACAUAAUUAUUAUGAUUUGUAAUUAAAUUCUACAAGACAAAUUGUUCUGGGUAAUUUAUGUUUCCUGUGACAUUUUAGAUUAAACAUUGAUUAAAAAAAUAAUAAUAAUCUGUUCUCUCAUGAAUUCACUGAAGGGAAGUGUAGAGUUUGCUGAGAGCUUGGUUCUCUUGAUAAACUAAUUAAGAUUGCAAUAAUGCAAUUUAGUUGCUGCUGUAUUUUCAAAACCAAGACUAGGCAUGCUCAGGCAAGAAGCAAGGUGUGGCAUUGUAAUAUGCAUUUAAAUAUCAGGAGAUUAAUAGUGAAAAAUCAACUGAAUAUCAGGCAGAAAUCACACCUCAAGCAGCCAGUAAAACUGUGAAUUGGCAGCACAAAUGAGGUAUCAAUUACAUUUAAAAUGAGCCACCAAACUGGAAAACACAUUAUUAAAAAAAGUCCAGAUUUGGCUUGAAACUGCAAAUUAUUAAAUGCACUUUUGCCCAAUUCUGUGGUUAGUGUGCAAACACAAUGCUGAAUAAUUAGCACUACGGUGGUGUGGGGGUUGUGGACUGCCCUGGGUGACACCAUCAGAGGGGGUGACACCAACAGGGCCAGUGCUACUUUAAGUGAGCGGAGAUGGCCACCUGGCCGGCAGGGUUAUGCAGUGGGUUCUUUAUCCCUUUAUGGGCCUUUUGGUCUGCACCUUUGUCAGACCAAAAGGUUUAUCCUUUAUCCUGCUCACGAGCUGCAGCACUGUCACUGAUAGUAUUGUAGCGUUGCUGUGGUACAGGAACUCCCAACAUGAAUAUACAAGGCCUGCACCCAGAGAAGGCGCAGACCAGAAGAGCACACCACUGGACCCUCAAGGAUCUCAUAUGGUCUGAUGUGGAAGAAGGUCCAAAGAGAGGUGACACCAGAAAUUACUGCAUUGGUUAACACCAAUCCCAGUGACACCUCUGUAGUUCACCUUGUUAUUGAUAAUUCCUUACAAACUGUGUAAUUCUGUGCCCCUGCCUCACCCCUUUCUGUACUACAACUCACUGGGAAACAUUUGGAAAGCUGUGAUCAUAUCCACCUGUGUGCACGCUCAUGGCUAUAGCACAGAGUCUUCACAAUCAUAAGCCUCUGAUUUUGCUGGGAACAGUGCAGAAAAAAAUGCAUGUUUGAGGGUAUAUCUACUAAAUAGUUAACAAAAACCUCUGAGUAUUUUAUUUUAAGAAUUAGUAAUUGAAGCAUAAUUUCAGACAAAGUAAGUGCAGGGAUUGAUUACAUACACACCAGAGGAUAACUUUAAAUAGGUUUUUGACUCUGAUCAUUAUUUUAGCAACAUCCUUCAUUCUGAAGAGUAGUGAUGUCCCGAACGGUUCGCCGCGGUUCACCGCGAACGGUUCGCCGAGGACUCCAGUCAGCAGACACAUUCCAGCCAAACAGCAGCAGACCCUCCCACCUCCUGGACAGCAUCCAUUUUGAAGCUGCAUUCUUAGUGAGCUGUCCAGGAGGUGAGAAUCUGGGAGGGAGGGUUUGCUGCUGAUUGGCUGGAAUGUGUCUGCUGACUGGAGUCCACUGCGAACCGUUCAGGACAUCACUACUGAAGAGUUGUGGGGGUGGGGAGGGGGGGGAUUUCUUGUGAUCCGCAUGAAUGGAUGCAUACACCACUUGCGUCAUGUGAUCUGAUGGAUACACGUGCAAUUAUACAUCAGCAAGGCAUGUAGAUAUUGUGGUUUUAAAGGUGUAGGUUUUGUAGUUUCACUAUCCAUUGCUUACACCAUAUAUCACAAAGAUACAUGAUGUUUGCAGUGUAAAAUAUAUGGAUUUUACUCCCCUUUCCUCCGUUCUGAUAUCUAAACACAUUUAUUGUAGUUUUAAAAGCACAUUACUAACCUUGUGGUUGCCAAAAAAAAAUAUUAUUUUUUUUUUUGUAAAUUCUUUAUUUUGUCAUACAGGUGAGUACAAUAAACAUAAGCAAACGCUACAACAGCGUACGUGUGCGUGUGAACAAAUCGAGCAUUAGUUCUGAUAAUACAAGUGUUGAUCAUGCGCGAUCCUGAAUACUCAAUAGUCGUCAAGCGCCAUAUCGUUUAACAGGAAAAUGAAUACAAUAGUAACAUCGGUGCAUAAGAGCGCAUUUACAGAACAGAUAAAAACUCUAGAUUGAAUAGCUUAGUAAAAACGUGGCAACGCUUCCUCUCUAAAUUAUAGUAUGCUGCUGUGUCUCCGAACUAGCAAGGUUGGCAGGAAAAAUAAGGCAGUAACAUCGUAGUAACAACAGAAUUAAGACGGAUAUGAUGCAUGAAGUCCGAAUACAGGAGCAGUAUUAUUGAUUGACAUUUGGGACAUAAACUGUAAAGCUCAAUUCAAGGUCUCAUGCACACGUGUCAAUAUUAUGGUGCCAACACUGGGAUUCAGUUUCUAGUGCCUGAUGCAGUACAGAUCAGGGGGCGAUUCCUUGAAUCCAGGCUUCCACUCGGAGCCUCCCGUAGAAGUGAACCCCAGGGGAAAUUAUGAGGUCGGAGUUAGCCUAAUGGGUUGGGUCUGUUUGUGUGUCCCCUAGGUCGGGUAUGGGUUAUGUCUGUGUCUAGUCACCUUGAUGAAUUGUUAAUCUAUUGCUUAGCUCCUAUCCGCUCAGUAGUUAGUUAUGUCCUACCUCGAUGACAUGUUCUCCAUGCGUCAGAGCCUGUUCUGCCGCUGUCUUUCAGUCUUGUGUAAGUCGGAAGAUCGUGUCAGUAGAACUAUCUACACGUCAUGGUAAUAUCUUGUGCGUCAACGUGUUCGAGCCCUCCCGGUUCCGACCCCCUCGGCCGCAAGCCGCUCCGCCCCCGCGGUGUCCCUUAGUGGAGUUACACGCAAGCAGUAGUUGUAGCAGGUAUAAAAAGGGGGGAGGAGUAGGGGGUGUGGAAGGGUCUUUGAGCAGUUUACAUCGGAGUGCGCCCGGGCAUCCCCAGCCCCCGGGAGUCGCAGUGAGCUCGUGCCUCUCUAAGUUCUGGUACGGGAGAGAUAAACAUACCAUGGGGUCCAGAUGUCGACAUGUCUGGUGCUUCUCCCUAGUAGUUCUGCGUAUCGUGCCUCAGCUGUGUGUAUUUCCUCAACUCUCUGUAGCCAUUCUGCUACGGUUGGUGGGUGGAUCUGCUUCCACUUAGCUGGUAUAGACGCUUUCGCAGCAUUGAGCAGGUGUCUCAGUAUCGAUCUCUUAUAUUGGGCUAUCGAGCUUUCCGUAAAGUGUAGUAGGGCCAUUUCCAUGGUAAAUUCUGGUAAGUCACCCACGAUUGUCGUUAUCUCCCUCUUGAUGUCUUCCCAGUAUGGUUUAAUCCGCGCGCAGUCCCACCAGAUAUGUCGUAGGGUGCCUGUUUGGGAUUCGCAUCUCCAGCACGUAUCUGUCGUUCCCGGGAAUAUCCUGUGUAAUAGAGAUGGGGUUCUGUACCAGUGUGAGAGUAAUUUGAAGUUGACCUCCUGAUACCUUGUGCUUAUGGAGCUCUUGUGUUGUAAUAUUAAUAUCUGCUCCCAUUGCGCCUCUGUGUACGUCCUUGCCGUCAGUUCUUCCCAUUGCCUCUUAAAUGCAUUUUUACGUGUGCGAUCCCCUGUGAUCAACUGCUGGUAAAGGAUUGAUACUCUGCCGUCUGUGUCGGUGUUUGUCACGCAGAGGUGUUCGAACCACGUCUGUUCUCUGUGGAUCGCUUCACGGUUGGGAAGGUUGUAGUAGAAGUGCCGCAAUUGUGUGUAUCGAAAUCUGUGCAUCAGCGUGUGUAGUGUCGCCGUGCUCCAUUCUGGCAGGUUUCUCAUUCCUGUGUUGCUCAGGACCUUGGACAACGGGAUAUAAUCUCCGUCUCCAUCUAUCGGCCAGGCAGAUCGGUGUAGUCCCCCGCCUAUCAUGCUAUUGUGUGUUAUCGGGAUCAAGGGGCUUGGUUGUGGGGAGAUAUAUUGGUUUCGCCUCAGGGAAGACCACGUCUUCAGCGUUUGUACGAUGGGUGAUUCAUUGCCCAGUUUUGGUGCCGCGUCCGCUGUGCCUUGCCAUAUAUACAUGUGGAGGGCCUUGUUCGUACUCUCCCUGUCCAAGGCAGCCCACAAUUUGUGUUCAGGUGCUGUGUGCCAAUCUCUAAUCCGUUGUAAAACCGUGGCCUGAAAAUAUUUGCGAACGUCGGGCAGCGCCAGUCCGCCCCAGUUCUUGGGUAGACACAAUUUGUCGUAGCUGAGUCGUGCUCUCUCUCCCUUCCAGACAUAUUUUAUCACCGCCGAUUUAAGUGUUGUAAAGAAUUCUGGGGGUACGUGCCAGGGGAUGGUGUGAAAAUGGUAAAGCAACCUUGGUAGAAUAUUCAUUUUAACCACCGCUAUGCGUCCCUGCCAGGAUAUGUGGUCAAAGUUCCAAUUUUUGAGGUCGAGCAGUAUUGUGCGUAGAAGGGGCGUGUAGUUUCUGGCAUAUAUCUCUUUCGGUUCGCUGGGUAUCCAAAUUCCCAGGUAACGCAUCUGGCCUGGGCACCAGUGGAAGGGGAAUUAACGUUCGAUCCGUUCCCUUACAGCUGUUGGGGCCGACACGUUCAACAGUUCGCAUUUAGUUUGAUUUAGCUUCAGUCCCGAUACCCGGCCGUAUAUGUCAAAUUCCUCCAUCAGAGCCGGCAUGGAGUUGAUAGGGUUGUCGAUAAAAAAGAGCAUGUCAUCUGCGUAUGCGGCUACCUUAUGUUCCUGGUCCUUAUGUCUAAACCCCCUAAUCUCUGGGGUUUGCCUUAUCCUGUCCAAGAACGGCUCCAACGAGAGGGCAAAUAGGAGCGGCGAUAGCGGGCAGCCCUGCCUGGUGCCAUUGUGUAUGGUAAAGCUGUCUGUGAGCGCGCCAUUCACCCUCACUCUGGCAUUAGGGUUAGCGUAGAGCGCCUCUAUCCAGGCUAUCAUUCCCGGUCCUAGGCCGACCUUAUGCAGUGUUGCCAUCAUGAAGCUCCACGUUACCCGAUCAAAUGCCUUUUCAGCAUCUGUGGAGAGCAUUAGCAACUCCGUGUCUCCCUUAAGGGCCAAUGCCUGUAUAGAGAACGCCCUUAGAGUGCAGUCCCUGGCUUCCCGGCCUGUCACGAAACCUGUUUGGUCAGGGUGGAUUAGGCGCUGGACAUACGUUUGUAGUCUUGUGGCGAUGAUUUUGGAGAAGAGUUUCACAUCCGUGUUAAGGAGUGAGAUUGGCCGGUAACUGCCGCAAUUUUCGGGAUUUUUGCCUGGCUUGGGUAGCACCGUAAUUGUGGCAGCUAGUGUUUCUUCAAAGGAAAUUGUCACCCUGUUGGAGUCGGUUGAGGGCUGCUGUUAAGUGUGGAUUCAAAAUGCCUCCAAACAUUUUAUAAUACCCCGCCGAUAGCCCAUCCGGACCUGGCGCUUUCCCCCUCUUCGCUGCCUUAAUUGCCGCUUGUAUUUCUUCUAUGGUGAUCGGGGUUUCCAGCAUUUCCGCUUCCUCCGGCGUGAGGGCGUCCGGUCGAAAUCUUUGUAAAUAGCGCGUUGUGGCUUCCUGCAGAGCGGCACGUUGAGUGUCGGGCGUCGACGAGGUGUUGUAUAGUCGUUGAUAAUAAUCACGGAAUUCGUUUGCUAUAUCCUCCGGGAAUUGUGUGAGGGUGCCAUUGGUCCUUCACAGUGCAUGUACCUGCGCCCUGGCUUGUUGCGGUCGGAUCAUGUUGGCCAGGAGUCUCCCACUUUUAUUGGCGUGGAUGUAGAAGAAGGCUUUAGAUUUCUGCGUCGCUCGAUGGUGUUUGCGUGCUAUCAGUUCUGUCAAUUGUCGUCGUGCGUCUAAAAGACAGCGAUAGUGUUCCUCGAGUUGUGACCGUUUGUGCAGAGUUUCCAAAUUGGAAAUCUGGCCGGUAAGUUCCAGCAUGUGUUGCUGUAUUUCCUUCUUCUUCCGUGAUGCAAUCCUUAUGAGGUGGCCCCGAAGCACACUUUUGUGCGCUUCCCAGAGUGUCACUUUAGAAACGUCUUCCGUAUCAUUCUCAGUGAAGUAGUUGGACAGGUGUUCCGUCAGGAGUGUCUUUACUCCCAAGUCCAACAAGAGUGACUCAUUCAAUCUCCAUGUCGAUUUAGAGGGUCUGAAGAGAGGGGAGUCCAGGUGUACUUGUACUGCGCUAUGAUCCGACCAUGGUGUUGGUUCAAUUUCGGCUGAUCGCAGACGUUGUAACCCUUCCUGCUGAAUGAGGAUGUAGUCGAUACGCGAAUGUCUCCUGUGAAUGGCCGAAUAGUGCGUAUAAUCUCGAGUCGUCGGGUGUAAGGUUCGCCACGCAUCCACCAGUCUCAGGUCUAACAGCGUCUUCCUUAUCGCCCUGAUCGCGGUUUGUGGUAUGCUGCUGUGUCCGGUCGAUGAGUCGGAUAGUGGGUCGAGUGGCGCGUUAAAGUCCCCCCCCUAUGACAAGCGAACCUUCCGUGAACGUUGCCAGUUGGCGAAUCGUUUUGUUCAGAAACGUCGCCUGCUUUGCAUUUGGCGCAUAGAUUGAUGCGAAGGUGUAAAUUCUUCCAGAUAUAGUGCCUUUGAGAAAAAGGUAUCUGCCGUUUGGGUCCGUGAGUUGGUCCGUCUGGGUGAAUUGGAUAUUAGCGGCUAUCAGUAUCGCCACUCCUGCCCUUCGGUCAGUAGGGUGGGUGCUGUGGCAGUUGGUUGGAUACCGUCUGUCCUUCAGUCUGUUGGUGUCCACCGAUUUGAGGUGCGUUUCCUGCAGCAGAGCCACUGAGAUCCGCUUACGGUGAAGUUCCCGUAAGAGAUGUGAGCGCUUCUCAGGUGGGUUAAGGCCCCGACAGUUCUGUGUUAGGAUGCUGAGGGGUUCGGCCGUGUAAGCCAUAGAGAGAGAGUGAUUGCGCGUACAAGUCCUGCGGUGUUUGGUCUCCCGUGGGGAGAUCUAGGUGCCCGUGCGCACUCCUACUGCAAUAAGUGGGGGGGGAUGAGUGAGCGCUACAACGGGAAGUGGGUCGGCUAUGACACCCAGUCGUUGGAGGGCCUGUGCCCCGCAGGUCAGCGGCUCGGCCCGCGCCCGAUUCGGUCCGACCCGGGAGGUCUCUGAUUGGAGGCCACAAUAAUGUGGUCUCUGUGUGGUAUAUCCCUCAGUAUGAGGGGAACCUGUGUAGCUGGGCGGAGUUCAAAGCCGUACCGUCUCCUAGUUGGGCUAGGGCAGCCACGGAGUUGGAUCCCCCAGUAAUCAGGUCUACACAGGUCUGGUCGGGGUUAGUGGAAUUGGCUAGUCCAGCGUGUUGCCUGCUGAGUAGCAGGAGUAUACUAUCUAGUGUUUACGGUAAAGUAUGAGGGUUACCUAGUGAGAUGUCCGUGUCCCACAUGUUCCAAACUGACGUCAUUGGCUAUUUUUCUUAAAUGAACGGUCUGUAUGUCUCGUGACAAUGGGGCGUGGGUGGUUGUCCAGGAGUCUUACCCUGCGUGGAAGGUUAUCGGUGUGUCUCGGGGCGUCUACCCGACAGUCCCCCCUGAGUCGCCUACCGUGUUGUAUGACCAGUGUAACGCAAAGGUGGCAUGCGGUGUGCAAUGGGUCGUGCCGGUGCGGCCGGGGGAGGAGUCGUCACCACAUGAGCCUGCGUCACACGGGGAGGGCCUUGGGUGGACGUCUCUAGGAUAGUUAGCGUUGCGUGACCUGUCCGUUAGGGGGUCAGAUCUUUCGUGCUUAGGUUUACCAUGCCGUAGGAUGUGCAUGUGCAUGUGGAGAUGGUAAUAACACUGUGUCAGGGGGGAUACGUGUCCUGUAAAGUGUGCAACGUUUUAAAUAUACAGUGCCCCACCAUUGAGUGUGCAUCUCCCAUCCCCACCCUCAUCAGUCCCAGCCCAUCCCCCAGGUGCCAUCCACAUAAACAUGGUGAUACCUUAGGCAGCACAGCUAGAGCCCCAGCCCCCCCCCCCACCCCACCCCAUCCCGGCCCGACCCCUAGGCCAUUCUACUAGCAUAACCUAUACAUACAUCAUCCAUAUUACAACCUGGAAUAACAGUGCCUAGGUGCGUGUUCCCUCAGGCCCCUUCUUUUCCCCCCCACUCCCGCCACCCCCAGACAAAAGUCCAGUUAUCGGUGUAGCACGGCAAGUUCGCUCUCGCUUCGCCCGAAUGGGCCAAAAAAAAAAAGAAAAUAUUAAUAACAGUAAGGCAGCAACAGAGAAUGAACUUUUGAAUAUUGGAAUCCAAUAUUUAUGAACAAUUUUUAUUAACCUAUUUCAGGUAACAAUUAGAAACAUUAAUUGGUUUCCUGUGCUGUGUAACUUGAUUGAUGGCUGAGUUCAUGAAUGCACAAUGUGCAGUGCUUAAGCAUUCUAUGGACAUUGUGAUCGAACCCCAGCUGACCUUUAGAAAGAAGGUCCAUAAGAUAAAACAUUCUUUUCUUGGCUCUAAUAACUUUAAAACUGUGCUCAGUUUGAAAAGAAACAAACCAGGAAUACACCAUCCAUAUUUCAAUGAAGAAUUACAUUAUCAUUCAAACAAAAAUAUAACAGGAUGACUUUAAAGCAGCGUGAUUUCACCUUGUUUUUUUGACAGAAGAAAACCGUCAUGGACACUGGGCCUGACCAGCUGGACGCUCGGUAUUUUGGAGAGCUGCUGGCUGAGCUCAGCCGUAAGAACAGUGACUUGUACAGCUGCUUGCUGCAGCAUGUGGAGAAGAUUGGAGGAAGGUAAGGACAUGCUCUGAUUUUCUUGGGUUCUCAAGAUAGCAUCUUGUUGCUUUACGGCAGUGGUUCCCAACCCAGUCCUUAAGUAUGCCCUAGCAGUCCAGGAUUUAGAGAUCACCCAGUUGUGUCAAGGUGUUUUAAAAAAAACAAACACAGAAAACCACUUUAGACACAAAAGGGUAAUCCCUAAAUCCUGAAUUGGUAGGGGGUACUUCAUGGUGAAGGAUGCAAACUGUAGUCAUUAUGGAAUUCUUGAAGAUAGGGCAUCUCUACUGAAAUCAGUGUAAUGGCAAUUGCUGAUGUCAAAAAUGCAUUUUAGAAGAUGAACCCUUUAUUAAAACUGUUGUAACAUAAAUUACUGUUUUUCUGAGAACUGUGUCUUCCAGCAGGCAUUUGCCGUUGCUUAAGGUCACAAGCACAAUGGCUUUAGCUUUCCAGCUUUCGUGGAUUACAAUUCCACCCCUCACAAUAUGUCAAAUGGACAAAGAUUGACACUUUAAUUUUUGGGGUGUGCCGAGGGGGGUGGGGGGGUGGUAAGCCCAGGAGUGGGGCUUUUCAGAGAAAUAUUAGAGACUCACUGGUAACAAUUCAAAUUUAAAUCAAAAUGUGAUUUAGAUCAGUAACAAUGUAUCUUAUUUACACAGACUGAUUUCUAAACACAUUUAUUGAAGACACAUUGUGAGUGUUGUUGCUGUGGAGCUCUGUUAUGACCAAGACACACCAACAAUAUGGAGGUCUUGGAAAAGAGGGGCAUUAGGAUAGAAAAGAGGGAGAGAAGGAUUUGGGCCCAAAAUAGGGACUGUCCCUUAAAUAGGGACACUUGGGAGCUAUGCAAUUCCCAUAAUACGACUCUUUAAAUUAAUAUCUGAGAUCCUAAAAAAAUGAAGGCAUCUCUUGCUCGUCUUUCUAUGGGACAAAAUACCUCUCUACGGGUGAUAUGAUGCCGUACCAAGCAGACGCAUGGAUAUGGUGCUUCUCCACCCGCUUAUCAUGCUUUCAUUACAGUAUACCACUACCACCUGCUCUGGAAGCCUAAUAGCUGACAUUAUGUAUCUCUGGGUUACAGUGAGAUUCUAUCAUGAUUGUGUUACAGUGACAUUUUGUUGCCAUUGGGUAUCACUGCGUUACAAUAAAAUUCUGUUGCCCUUCCAAGCACCAUGCAGUAAUGUUACCGUAGCUCUAUAUUUCCUGCCUCUGUUUUUAUCUUCAAUUCUCUCUGCCCACUUUGCCUGCAUAAUUCUGUCUGUUUUGUUUUCAGAAAACCCUCGGAUUCAGAAUAUGAGGUAAAUAUAAACACCCCUGCAGCAUGUUUAAAAUGUAAAGCAGGGGAUAAAAUAGUGCAGGGAGCUUUGUGAUAGAAACACAUUUUAAUGUGAUUCCACAGAGGUAAUGCACACAAGAAAUCUCCCAUUCUCUCGCCUCUCUCUCUUUUAUGUCUGUUUGAGUGUUGCUUUAUUACUUUUAUGUCUUCGUCUAUAUCUGCCUUUCAUUAUUUUUUUUACCUGUGUCUCUCUCUCUCUCUAUCUUUUUCUCAAGUGGAGGUGGUUUCUAAAGUAAACUGCUCGUACUUAUCCUAGAUUGAUGGGAUUGCUGCCAAAACGAUGCACUCUGUCAGCUAUGUAAUCCCAUAGACACUAUAACCAAUUGUUACAAAGAACAAUUUUGGAGUACAGUUUGCCAUGAGAUAGUGCAGUCACCAUGGAAACCAUUUUUAGGUUUUUGCCUGAUCAGCAUACACCUGUCUUCAUAUAACGUACCAAUUUCUCUUUUCUUUUAAAUGACUGUGUUGAGUUUAAAAAAAAAUAAAAAAAUUCUUGUUACCUCUCACUCUUUCUACCCCACGUAUAACCCGGUGAAUAUUCCUGGAAGCCCACGACUUGACUGCAGUAUACAGUGUGUAGAUUUAAAGUGGCAGCAGCCAGUACUGAUCAAGAAAACAGAUCUAGCCCAAAAGGAUCCCCUUCCUGCUUAAAAUCCUGUUCUUAAUUAUUUACCCUCUAGAUCUCCAGGAUUGUAGUUGCUCUGGGUAUCCUGUUCUUAAUUAUUUACCCUCUAGAUCUCCAGGAUUGUAGUUGCUCUGGGUAUACAGUCAAAUGGUUUUAAACUAAUGGGCAUGUGUUUGCGGCUCCUACACUUUAAAAUAAAUGUUUCCCCAAAUCAAAGGAUAGAAAAACAUAGAAUUAGAUCUGCUUCUUGCUGAUAUCCUGCUGGGUGGGAGUUAUCCAAUUAUAAGAAUAGGGCAUUGUGAAACGUGGUUCUGGAUAACCUUACCCUAAUUGGUGGAAGGUUUGCUGUUUAGUAAUUAAAACUAGCCGUCUGUUUUCAUUUCUUGCAGACAGGAGAAGAUAUCGAAGCUCUGAUCCCAAAAGGAGUGUCUGAACUCACAAAACAGCAGAUCCGGUACCUCCUACAGGUAGGAAAAUAAACUCCAGAGAACGUAUUCUUAAAAUAAACUUUACAGAUACACUGUGGUAUUUGGCAGCUUCUAGAUAGCAAAGACAUGAGAAUCUUCCUCCAAGGAGGAGUACAGCUAUCUGGACUGAAUGGAAACUCUGUUAAAGGGACACUCCAAGUGUCAUAUCAAAACUUCAUGCUCUUUUAUGAAUUUUUUUUUUUUUUUAUACCGUAUAUACUCGAGUAUAAGCCGACCCGAAUAUAAGCCGAGGCUCCUAAUUUUACCCCCAAAAACUGGGAAAACUUAUUGACUCGAGUAUAAGACUAGGGUGGGAAAUGCAGCUACUGGUAAAUUUCUAAAUAAAAUUAGAUCCUAAAAAAAUUAUAUUAAUUGAAUAUUUAUUUACAGUGUGUGUAUAUAAUGAAUGCAGUGUGUGUAUGAGUGCAGUGUGUGUGUGUAUGAGUGCAGUGUGUGUGUAUGAAUGCAGUGUGUGUGUUGUGUGUGUUGCAGAGCCUUGGUGGGGGGUGGGCAUUUUUAUUAUUAUUUUUUUUAAAUUAUUUUAAUAAUUUUUUUGUUUUAUUAAUAUUUUGUUAUUUUUUAUUUUAUUAUUAUUUUUAAUAUUUUAUUAUUAUAUUUAUUUUUGUCCCCCCUCCCUGCUUGAUACAUGGCAGGGAGGGGGGCUCUCCUUCCCUGGUGGUCCAGUGGCAUUGGCAGUUCAGUGGGGGGAGGAGGGGGGCUGGCAGAGCUGUUACUUACCUCUCCUGCAGCUCCUGCCAGCUCUCUCCUCCUCCGCGCCGGUCCGGUCAGCACCUCGGUCAGCUCCCAGUGUAAGUCUCGCGAGAGCCGCGGGGUCAUAGUGCGGCUCUCGCGAGACUUACAGUGUGAGCUGAGAGAAGAGCUGCACGGACCGGCGCGGAGGAGGAGAGAGCGGACAGGAGCUGCAGGAGAGGUAAGUAACAGCUCUGCCAGCCCCCAGUCUGUAUUAUGGCAAUGUAAAUUGCCAUAAUACAGACUGACUCGAGUAUAAGCCGAGUUGGGGUUUUUCAGCACAAAAAAUGUGCCGAAAAACUCGGCUUAUACUCGAGUAUAUACGGUAAGUUUGGGAAUUCAAAGUGGACAAGUUACAAUCUAUAGUGAAUAACCCUGUAUAUUUAGUUUAUGAUGCAGGGAGCUUUCUGCUACUGUAUCCCUUAAUCCUAGUGUAAGGUCCAACCAAGUUUUCCCCCAAUCAGAAAUAUAUCCUCACCUGCCUACUCACCACUGUUAUAGGUGGUUUGGGCCUACCUUGAUUCGUCUUAGGUAACUGGUAAAUGGUCUAUUUCAUAGAUUCAUCCAUAAACAAAAAUGGGAAUUAUGCUAUUUAACAAUAAAUAGGACAUGCCAGCCAGCUGCUAUUAAAUUGCAGAAAUCAUUAACGUUCUCCAAAUGGGGGACAUCUUGAGGUCAUAUUUUAUUUCAAUUUUUUUUUGUACAUUUAUUCAUAUUUAAAUUCUCUCCAUAAAAAGGGUCAAACACAUCCAGGUAUAUCCCUUUAAGCAUAUUGAAACCCCUAACAAUGUAUUUUGCACUGAAUCUGAGAUCCAAGGUUGUGAGGUCAUCGGGCGAAUUUUCUCCCUGAAUUCACCCUGAAAAGCUGAUGAGGUUAUAAUGUCAUAAGAUUCAAUUUUCUCUCUUUCUAAUUCUUGCACAUUUUAGAUGAGGCAUACCUCUGACAAAUCCCUCCGGCUCGUGUUGUCCACUUUCUCCAACCUGAGAGAAGACCUGCUCCAUUUACAGAAUGAUUUGAAUGUACGUUUAUAUACUUUUUCCUGUCUGUCUACAUGAAUUCUUAUAAAGUCCUGCAAUAUAUAUGUGGAUGUUCCCAGGGCCAUGAGUGGUGGUUUCUCCAGGGAAUCCAUUCGUAUUGUGAGUUUAGGGGUUUGGGGUAAAAUAAGUGAGAUCUGUCUUCUUAACUCUUUUAAAUGUCUUGGUAUUCUAUUUGUAUACUGUAUACAUUAUAUUUAAUUUACACUGCAUUAUUUCCUUAAUAAAGUAUAUAGACAUCUCUAUUGCAAUCCUUUUUGUUUUUACAUUUCUGUUGUAGUCUGAAACCAUUAAACAAAUUAUUAUAUGUGAAAUCUGCCUUUUAUGUUAAAUAUUAGUGUACAUUUGUACGACUGUAGGGAGGUUCUGUUACAUAGUUACUCUGUCAACAAUGUGGACAUCAGAUUUAUUAUUGUGGGAAGACUUUGUUUAGUAAGCAUGGAGUGAGUGCGGACACUGACAAAUUCUAUCAUCUUCUGCUCUGCUGAUAGGAGUUGUAGUCUACGGCAGUCUGUGUGCAAAAAAUUGUGUGAAUAAAUACCCGUCCUGUCCCCCACUCCUCUAUUCCUCAGCAUAAUCAAGUACACUGUCGAUACUGUGGACUGUAGUGACAAUCCAUCUCAGCCAGGCUGUGAGUGAUGGUUGUCUCAAUGUACAGCAUCUGAAAUGGGAAAUCCAACUUACAUAAUACUAACAUUCUCUAUAUCAGGGGUAGGCAACAUUCUGCAUUAUAAAUGUGGACUACAUCUCCCAUAAUGCUCUGACAGCUAUAAUGCAGGCAACGCAUCGAGAGAUGUAGUCCACACCAUCUGGAGUACCGAAGGUUGCCUACCCGUGCUCUAGAUGAUGUGGACUGCGCCGGGCUCAGAACGAUAAGUGUUACAAUCAAUUCAAUUUGAUUAGAGCUCAUUCUGCAGGGCACUUUAUUUCAUUUUUUACCAACCUGCUUGAUGUUCCUUGCUGCGAUCGUUUGAGUUCAGUAAAUCCCAUCUUCUUGUGGCAAUAUGUCAAUAAUCUUCAUAUUUCUAUCGGCUCCACAGAAACUAGAAACUGACAAGAAAUCGCUGGAAAGAGAUCUGUCUUUCAAGGAUGCUCAAAUAAAGGAGUAUGAAACCAUCGUGGCAUCGCUGAGAGAGAAAAAUCGCCAGCAGCAGGUACGGCUCAAUGCAAAUCGGGUUCCUAAAUUGCAGUCCGGGAUCCACGAGUGCUCUGUUACAGUGUUAUUCACUAGAGUGAGAAUUCAAGGUCAAUUUUAAGGUGAAAAUAGCCCAACUUGAAAAAAUAAAAUCUCUCAAUCAGCUUUGCUUUCAAAUCAACUACUCUGGCCUUUAAAUUGAAAUUCACUUUAAAUCCUCAGUUUAGUAAAUAGUGAUACAUUGUUUUUUACUAGUCUUGGCUGUGUGUUAAAACACAAUUAUUAGUGUUUACUAGAACGAAUUAAGAAAAUUUUACAUAGUUGCCAACUGUCCCUUGGCUUGACAGCAGUGUUAAUUUUGUCGUCGAGCAAUUUUAGUCACAUUUUUUAGAUUUAGUCAACUAAAACUAAAACCAUUCAGAUGACUAAAAUACGACUAAAACUAAAAUGGCUUUUUAGUCAAAAGACUAUGACUAAAACUAAAUAGAAAUUUGCUGCCAAGUUUAACACUGCACAGAGGGGCUGUGGAAGGGGCACAAAAGACAGAUCAGGGCUUGGGAGAGAGACACCUAGAGGGGCUGAAAGGACACAAAGAGACACAGAGGAGCUGGGGAAGGGGCAAAAGAGACAGAUGUAGGCUAAACCCGUUAGAUUUUAGUCUUGUCGACUAAAGUCUACUGAAGAUUUAGUUGAGUAAAAUGUUCUAGAGAUUUAGUCGACUAAAACUAGACUAAAAUUGUCGACUAAAAUGUUUGAGAUUUAGUCGACAAACAAUUCAGAUGACUAAAAUACGACUAAAAAUAAAAUGACUUUUUAGUCAAAAGACUAUGACUAAAACUAAAUAGAAAUUUGCUGCCAAAAUUAACACUGCUUGACAGCCCUAUUAAUUUUGUCUCUUGUACCAGGAAAAAUAAAUUCUAGAACCCGUCCCACAUUCCAGGGGUGGAACGAGAGUCAGUGUAGCUGCCCACAUCCCACAGGGAAAUGGCCAGAAAUGUGUUUUAUUUCUUUCUUUGUGUGUUUGUCAAUUUGUGUGUUUGUGUAUGUCAGUGUGAGUGUCUGUGUAAAUCUGUGUGAGUCUCUGGAAAUGUUUUUUUCAAAUUGAAGUUAGUGGCAGACAGACACUUUGUAUUUGUGUGCUUUGUGAGCAUCAAACAAAAGAUACUAGCAGGAUCCAUUAUUAGGUAGAAUAUCAAAUUAUAUCAUAAGUGAGUUAGAUUUACAGCUUGGGUAUAUAAGUUUGAAGGUCUUUGAAUCCCUGACAAUACACCCACUAGCAAGUAGCAGCACUGUCUGUCCUGCAUGUAGUACCUAAAACCGAUAAAUUGUCAUAAUAACUAGAAUAUUGGGCAUAUCCACGAAAUCUCAUGUAUAUACUUUGUCUCUCCUCUAAUGCCAGAAAAGGCUCAUAUUUGGUAAAUUAUUGUAAAUUCCUUUCGGGAACAUGGCAGAUGGUAUGUAUGGGGCUGAAACAUAUUGUGCCUGCAGUUUUAUGUGUUUAGGAUGACUGUUGUUGUGGAUGACAUAAAUACAAAAAAUUAACAUUGUUUCAUUUUUCCAUCAGCAAGAACUGAAGGAUAGCGCUCUGAGACUGCGCAGCGUAGAAGAAAGUAUGUUGUCUCAGCGCAAUACAGACAGCGAUAAAGAUUACAGACUAAAAGAGCUGGAAUAUGCAAAGAAUGCCUUGCAGCAGGAAAACCAAACUCUCCGAGUCCAGGUGGGGCCAGAAAUCCUGAUAAAUACUAUUACUUCUCAAUGUGCAAAAAUGAAAAGUCUUAUUUAGAAGAGAACGUGCAUGUGUUUUUUUCCCCUUUUCUGAACAGCAGUAAUUUCCACCACUUUACUACCUGAAACUUGUAGACUUGUUUCCCCCCCCUCGCCGACUGCACCAAUAAACACGUAGACCUAAAAACAUAUUUCGUAAGCCAGGAAGUCCACAAGGAAGUUCUAAGUUGUCUAAUCCUAGAACCAUUUAGUUACGGCUUGCCCCCUUACCAUGGUCGCUGUCGGGGUCUGAUGCUCCCUUAUGGUCCAGUGAUAUUCUUCCUGCUUGUGCAGAGCGGCAGCUGCCAUAAAACGCAUCAAUCAACCUUCAUUAGCCGAGUGUCAGCUGUCCGCUCUCAGCCAAUAACUGACAUCUUGUGUAAUGAAAGUUGCAUAGAGUUGACUUUAGAGUUCUUGAAGCUCCAUGAAGCUGUCAGUAGUGGUGGUUAAUCACUGUAUCUUCAGGAUUUUCAAAGCAAAAUGGUGCACAUACAGACUCCAGGGGCUAGAAGUUCAGUUUAAACAGCUUUAACUUAAUCCACCACCAUGGGUAGGCAACCUUCGGCACUCCAGAUAGUGUGGACUAAAUCUCCCUGUAUUCUUUGUCUGCCUUACAGCUUUAAGAGCAAUAUGUAAGACGAAGUCCACAACAUCUGUGAUGUACAGUCAAUAAUAUAAUAUUCUUUACUAUUUAUUUAUUUACAUAUCAUCUGCUUUCAUAAUCACUAUUCACAGGACGUACAACUAUGGGUUCUCAUGUGCUGUAUUUUUAGAAUAAGGGCUGUGGUUGUUACUUCCAGCAGUUGUACAAGGAAUGCGUUGUUUAUUAUUAAGGACCUCACUUGAAGGCACUUGAACAAGCCCUCAUGUUCUGGCUGAGGACCAAAUGUGGUCUAUGCUGUUAGACACCUCGUGACAGGGUUUUCUAGAGGAAGUUGUGCGAACAUGAGGGAGAAUGGGACAUCUGCCGUUUACAUCAUCUCUGUCUUUCUUUAGAUCUCUGAGACUUGCUCCAGUCCCGUACUCCAGGCCAAGACUGACGAAAUCACCAGACAUUACAAGGAAAUGAUUAAUAACCUCUCAGAGGAAAAAGAUAAAGAGAUCCGCAAUCUGAGGGUAAUUAUCACUACAAACUGUUUAAAAUGCAACUUGCUCUGAAAAUCUGCUGAGUCUUUAGGGUACUGUCGGGCCUGUAAUGUCGCAGGUUGUAUUUCCCAUUCACUGUGAUCAACCAAAGUAUUGAUUUGAAUAUACAAUGUAACAUUCCUUUAACGUUCCCUCCUGGUUUCUGCAGGACUCGCUACUUUUUCUAUUACUCUAGGUCAGGUAUAGGCAACCUUUGGCACUCCAGAUGUCGUGGACUACAGCAUCCUGAUCCUUUCCAAGCAUUAUGGCUGUAAGAGUACUAUGGGAGAGGUAGUCCACAAUAUCUGGAGUGCCGAAGGAUGCCUACCCAUUCUCUAGGUAUUGAGUGUCUUGGAAAGCGUAUUUAAAAUACGCUCUUUCACCUGUUUUCAUGAGAUUCCCUGAGAGUGAUCAUAAACCUAUCUCAGUCCAAGUGUGGUGGCAGAAGGGUGCCCGUUCUUUGUAGUACUGUGAUGCACUUGAUUUAUUAGACAUGGGACCAAAUUCAGCCUUCCACCUUACUGAAUCACUCCACCCCUGAACACUCCAUCUGCCAUUUUGCUGAAUUCAACCCCAGAAUCACUGAAUAGAAACAUAGAAUGUGACGGCAGAUAAGAACCAUUCGGCCCAUCUAGUCUGCCCAAUUUUCUAAAUACUUUCAUUAGUCCCUGGCCUUAUCUUAUAGUUAUGACCAGCAUCCCAGUGGGUUCAUGAUUUGAUUAGUCUUCCUAAGUUAGGUUACUGGAAUGUGACCUCAUUCUGUUUCAGCAAAAUAACAUCUGCUAUUUCUGGCUGUGGGUCAUAGUAGUUGUAGUAUUACAGCAGCUGACUGCUGAAGGGGUAAACCCAUGGCCCGGUGUGCCGAGAGUACAAGCACAGACCGAUAACUGCUCUCCCUGUAGGACUGAUAGCUUAAGGGAAAAAUUUAUUAUUUUCUUCGGUUAAAAAAAUGAAUGACAUUUAAUACAGAAUCAUUGCCUUAAACCAAAAUACUUGCACCUCAAUUCACUUGGCUUCUAAAGAGUGUUCUGCAGGAAUGCUAUUUUAUUUUUUUAUUUUUUUAACAAAAUGUCAUGUUUUCAGUUAAUGUAGUGUUACUGUUGAGAGUGAGACUAUUUCUUAGAUUUUGUGUGAGUUCUUCUUUCUGGUUGCAAUGCUAAGUAACGCUCGCCUUCUUAGAUAUUAUAACAUUUAAAGGAUCACUAUAGUGUCAGGAAAACAAACUCGUUUUCCUGACACUAUGCCAUCCUUGGGGGACCCUCACCCUCAGGGUCCCCCUCCCGCUGGGCUGAAGGGGUAAAAACCCCUUCAGCCACUUACCUUAAUCCAGCGCCGGUGACCUCUCCUCCCCCGCCGACGUCAGCUCCCAAAUAGAGCGAAAUGCGCAUGCGCCGUGCUCGCAUUCAAACAGUCCAUAGGAAAGCAUUUUUCAAUGCUUUCCUAUGGAAGUUCUGCUAUGUUUACAUGUGAAGGGUUAAAACCUGAGGGACCUGGCACCCAGACCACUUCAUUGAGCUGCAGUGGUCUGGGUGACUAUAGUGUCCCUUUAAGUGAUACAUAUAAAUUGAGAGAAAGGUGUUGUUUAUAAACAGGAUGUUAAUAUUCUGGCAGGGUUUUAUUUUAUGUGCCCAUUUUUCUGAAGAACAGCUGGGCGAGCACCUUCUAUACCUUUUGUACCGUGUUUCUCCGAAAAUAAGACCGGGUCUUAUAUUAAUUUUAGUCACAAAAAACACACUAGGGCUUAUUUUCAGGGUAGGGCUUAGAGCCAGUCUGUCAGCCGGUGUCCGCGCUGUGUAACCCCCCCAGAGACCCUCACCUCCCCCUCCCUGUAAUAUUCUCCCCUCCCUCCCUGUAAUAUUCCCCCCUCCCUCCCUCCCUGUAAUAUUCUCUCCCCCCUCCCUGUAAUACUCCUCCCUCCCUGUAAUAUUCUCCUCCCUCCCUGUAAUAUUCUCUCCCCCUCCCUCCCUGUAAUAUUCUCCCUCCCUCCCUGUAAUACUCUCCCCCUCCCUCCCUCCUGUACUUCCCUCCCUCCCUGUAACACUCCCUCUCCCUGUAAUAUUCUCCCCCACUCCCUCUCUCCCUGUAAUACUUCCCAAAUCUUCUACUCACCUGCUCUUCCCUGUAGCGUGGCCGAGCUCCUCUCCGGUCUGCGACCCGGCCGGACUGACAGGAAGUGCACACCCAUUGUGCACUUCCUGUCAGUCCGGCCGGGUCGCGGACUGGAGAGGAGCUCGGCCACGCUACAGGGAAGGGGAGGUGAGGCAGUGCGGCAGCUGUCUGAGCGCUCUCUAUAGAGCUCUCAGUCGGCUGUGGCAUUUAAAGGGCCGGAAGCUGCCGGCCCUGCCUAGGUCUUAUUUUCGGGGUAGGGCUUAUAUUGCAGCCCACCCCCAUAAUCCAGCUAGGGCUUAUUUUUGGGGUAGGGUGUAUUUUCGGGAAAACACGGUAAAAGGUUUGAAACAGAAUGCAUUUACAAAACAAUCUGCAAAUGUACAGGUAUGCAUUCUAUAUUUUUCAUGUUACAAUGACAUUCCAUCUUAUCCCAAAUAAACUGGAAUUGCUGUUUUUGCAAAGUAUCACAUUAUAUUGGAGCCAAGAGUCCUCCUGUUAGCAGAAUCAUUGCUCUUUAAAGUCAUGCAAUGUAUGAAACCGAAAUCUAGACAGACGGUACCUGAGUUCAUGAAGGACAGUAAAGUAUUGCUUUCCAAAGCAGUCAAGUAGAAUGUAUUGCUACAAAUGGAUCAUUUUAGCUUCAAGUUUUGUUCAAUGAGUAAUUUAUGUAUUUUGCAUAUUGCCAGAUGUCCACAACAAUUAUUAUUAAUUUUUUUUUAGAAAAAAGGCUUCCUACCCUUGAUGAUUACUAGCCAUGUUUGCAAAUGCAUGAGCUGCGUGUGUGACUUUGCCAAAUGUAAAAUUAAAUAUAUACUUAUCUUUCAUUUAUCUUUUAGAUUCAGAUUACCAAGUUCCAGAGAGAUGUGUCAGCCAGGGAAGGAAGUAGCAGUGAUUUGCAAUUGAGACUUCUUGAACUGACAGCCUCCUUAGAGGAGAGGGAAUCCUUAAUCAAGAGACAACAGGAGGUGAGAAUAAUUCCUUCAAAUCUUCCCAACUGUCCUGCAAGGUGUAUUCUAUCCUCCCUGAAUGUGCAUCCACGGCCAAAGGCAUUGACUCUUAUGAAAGACAGUGAAUAUCACACUAUAUGGAUUGAGAAUAUAGUGUAGGAAAGGAGGUAGGUACAAUAGGGGAGUACAGGAGGUGUUUCAAAAUGAAGGUAGGGGGACUAUGACUUCACACUGAUUCAUAAGAUUGGUCUAAAAGUAGGCCCUUUAUACCCAUUCUCUUCUCUAGAUUCUUCCAAAACUAAAUGCAUCAUUACUAAUAAGCGCUAGUGCUAAGAAUAUUAUACGACAUAUAAUGGUCAAUCUAUAGAAAUCAAGAAUAGCCCAAAAGUAGAGUUUACCAGUAUCCGUAUCAGUAUCAAUCAAGAACAAAAUUGACUUGUUACCUCAUCUUUCAGACCAUUUCUCAAGAGGUUACCACCUUGGUGGUACAGGGAUAAUGUGUGUUCUCAACCUUCAACCAAGACCUUGUAUAGCAAUACGUAAUGCCACAUGCUGGAGAUCCAGCAGAACUGUAGAUGAAAAAGUGUCUUAGUAUGGUGUGAAGAACCCAAUGCUCACAUCACGUGGUCCUUUGAGUAGACUAGUUUGGUCCCAGUGGAUUGUUCUAUGAAAUUAACUAACAUGUAGGAUUGAACUUUCUCAUCAAGGAAUACCACUGAAACAUAAGUCACACAUAUGGGAUUAGUUUAUUUGUUUGUUUUUUUUAAUCAUCCAAAUGAUCUAAUAGAUACAAAUAUCCAUUAUUGCAACAAAUAAUUUUUUUCUAUAUGUUCUUCAUUUUGCGAUAAGCAUAAUUAGUGUGUCAAAGGUUGUUGUUUCAUUGUUUUGUUAUUUUUCUUGACGCAACCCUCACUGUUAAAUGUCAUCUUUACAGGAACUACUUAGACUGAGGCAAGAGAGAGAGGGAAAAUCCGUGAACCAGACCGUCAUCACUGAAAGGUACCGGUUACAUAGUUUGGCAUAAUUUAGCAAGUGGAAAAUGAAAUUAUUUAUAAAGUACCUUUGGAAUUUUGUGACAUCUAAAAUCAAGGAGUUAUUCCCAAAACUGUGAAAUGUCAUGGAAUGAAAACUGAAUUGCCAAGAUGCAUGCCAUACUAGCAAGAAUAAACAGUUGAAUAGAACUAAAAAAUGAGGAUCAGAAGGUAAAGAGUAAAUAUAUUUUGUUGCUUGAACGUUACCCUGUCAAUAUUACUAUAAAAUAUUAUAAUUACAAAUAAAAAAACACUAAUUUUUAAUCCUCUUAAAAACUGUUUGUUUAUAUUGCAAAUUGUAUAAUGGUUUUACAAAUGUACUAAGUCCUGAUUUUGUAAUUUGUAUUUUUUUUUUUUUGCAGGUACAGAACAGAUUACCCUAUUCUUGGUCUCCUUAAUGAUUACAAAAAUACAUCAUCGCCAGUUAAGGAAAGACAGACAAUUGUUGUUAAGCGAACAGGGUGGUAAAUGGUAAGUGCUAUGUAUGGAUAGUUAAUCAAAGGGCUGAUACGUUAAAGCUAUGCAGUUUUGUGUUUUGUUUUUUUAUAUAAAAUACACCAACUCUGCUAAAAAUAUAAACAGUAACAUAAAAGCAGCACUGUCAUGCCGGACUUACCUUUCCCCAAUUGAUUCCUCUUCUUUCCCUCUGUCAGGAUCUGUUCUUCAUUUCUUCCUGUCUGGUCUAGUUUUCCUUAAAGGACCACUAUAGUGCCAGGAAAACAAACUCGUUUUCCUGGCACUAUAUGGUCUUUAGGUCCCCUCCCACCCAUAGGGUCCCCCUCCCGCCAGGCUCUAGGGGGAGGAAGGGGUUAAUCCCUUACCUUUCUCCAGCGCCGGCCUCCCUCUUUGACCGAACGUGCAUGCGCGGCAAGAGCCGCGUGCGCAUUCAGUCAGUCCAUAGGAAAGCAUUUUCAAUGCUUUCCUAUGGACGUCAGCGUCUUCUCACUGUGAUUUUCACAGUGAGAAGCGUGGAAGCGCCUCUAGCGGCUGUCAAUGAGACAGCCACUAGAGGCUGGAUUAACCCAUAUGUAAACAUUGCAGUUUCUCUGAAACCGCUAUGUUUACAGCAGGCAGGGUUAACCCUAGAUGGACCUGGCACCCAGACCACUUCAUUGAGCUGAAGUGGUCUGGGUGCCUAUAGUGGUCCUUUAAAACAUAAGACAAAGUAGGGACUAUUUGCUUUAGAGAGGUUUCCUACUCCUGACGAUCUAUGACGAGUGGAGGAGCAAAGUGUUCUGUUUCCUGUGGUCAGAGACAUUUCCCCACAAUUCUUACCUUUCCUCCGUGUCACGAUGCUUCCUGUCAGUAUUACUGAACGUCCUGUCAUUUAGACAGAACGCCAGCGAAACUACCGAAUUUCGUCCUGACCGAAUGAGAACAGUUUCUCCAUUCGUGUUAGGACGCAAUUCAGUCUUUGCUCGGAUCGGAAUUUUAUUCGAAUGAAUGAAAUUCCGAUCUGAUUCGUGCUGCGGCUGCAUCUUGCUUAGUAGAUAACUCCCUAAUUCCCACGGUAUCAGGGAGCUAUCUACCAAAAGGCUGAAAGAUCUAAAUUGGUCCCUCAGCCAAAUUUACUAAUACUAAGCAAAGAUUACUUAGUAUUGGUAAAUUCUGCCCCUACUCACUAUAUCACUUCAGGUCAUAGUGGCAAAGAUGACAUCAACACGGUUCAUUACGUAUUAAUAGCUUUAGGUGGCCGUAGCAAUCCUUUAAACACAGAUAACCCUUGGGAUGUCCUCUGUGGGAAAUCUAUGGACUGCAUCUACCACCUCGUCAUUAGCUGAUGUCCACAGGCUCUUUAUUGACACUGUUUGCCUGUUUUUGUAUAAUAUACAAAACUAUUGUGAAAUUUUCGACACAAAGUUGUGAAUUUAUGACAUGCAGUUUUAUUAUCAUGAUUACAAUUAACAUUGUUUUAUUUAUAUUUUUUACACAGGACUACAUGAACAUACAAAGUACAACAUCCUUCUUUGGAGAAUGAAUGUAUUGUGCAGGAUCAGAAUUGUGCACAGAAAUACUUGGCCAAAAGUAGUCUGAAAGUUACUGUAAAUUAAUCCUAUUUUUCAGUGUCACAGGUUUGCCUAUUACCAAUACAAUAACAAUGAGGGGGAUUCGGCACUUGGAAUGCUAAUAUAUGUUCUUCAGUGUGUACCUAACUUACAAUAAGUCUUUUGUUCAAUAGCGAACGUGGAGGCCAAUAAAAGUCCUAUCUUUUUAGGAAUUCAAGGCAAAUGAUUUUGACAAAGUUCAACCCGGUGUAGGGAUUGUGUGUAAUAUAUCAUGUAAACAUAUCCAUUUUACCUGUAUGAAUUAAGACUGGCAGAUGAAUUGUGGGAUUUCAACAUUAGGAGCCAUUCUAAUGUUCAGCAAUUAGUCAACACAUUACAUAGGUUUCCAAGGCGAUUGCUCUACAAUCGCUAUUUUCUAACCCACCCCCUUUAUGUCAGUGGACUUAAAUCGGCAUUACCAAUUAAAAAGUUAAUGAGCCACCUUGGUUAAAUCACCUUAUAUCGUUAAAUCUCUGCAAUGCAGUCCAGUCGUUGGUCACCAUAGUGUAUCCGCUUUGCUUAUAACCCAUACUACUUGCCCUCUAAUAUUUUGAAACACGACGGAAUCGAGAUAGACCGUAACAAUGCUCACAGAUGUUAUUACAUUUUUUUUAAAUGUACAAUUCCAAUUUUUAAUGCUGUCAAACACACAGAGUGGACAGAGUUGGAAAAAUUGCAUUUGUAUUGGUACCAAAAUUUGUGUUAAAAAUCCAGGCUAUUUAAGUAGACUUUUGUGAUAAUUCUGAUGAAUUUAGCUGGUAAUAUGUUCAUGGAUGGAGAAAUCUCCCAAUGAUUUCUGCAGAGUUGUUUUUAAAAUGAUUAACUAAACUCUAGUAUGCAACAUAAGACAUGUUCGGUAACUUCUCCUUUAAGAAAAAUAGGAAUAUGUGUUGGUAAAUAUAGGUGAAAGACUAAAAUACUGCAAUAUGUACACAGUGAACUUUAGAAAUAUAUGGACUGGAUCUUAUUUUGAGAAAUGGGUGUACUUUCUUGUAAAAUAACCUUAUUUUUCUGUCUUUUUCAUUAUCUUGUGGCCUUAUCCAGCAUAUCUCUUUUACAUGAUACGUCAUAAACUUGGUGCUAAAUGUACUCCCAAAAUAGUAUGCUUAUUACUUAAAUUCAUUGCAGGUAUUCACUAAAUCCCAAAUCGUGAAGAAAUGACAAGGGAAUUUUAGUUUUUAUAAUAAAAUAGCAAAAGUAGAGAAAUUAUCGAACUCAGCAAUUUGGCCUAAAACCUUAAAUUCCCUUGUCAAUAUACAGAUUUAUUGAAUAGACCUUAUUGAUUUCUGCCCUCUUAUCUACAACAGUAGUUUACAAACAAAAACUCUAGGUUUAACGCUCCAGGUUUUAGAAAUCUCCCCAUUUGAAGACCAUGAUGAAAACCAUAAAUAUUGGACAGUCAGGCAAAGUAGGCACCUGCCCACAAGCACCUGUCCUACAGGGGGCCCAAAUGGUCUGAUAGGGUGAGAUUAAUACCUGCACCUUAGAAUUAUGUGCCUACAUGCACCUUACAUGUCAAUGCACCACUGUAGACACUCAUUGAGACUUUCCGAAACGUUAUUCUUUUGUAUACAACCCCUAAAUGUCAAAGGGGCCUGAGGAAUGGUACUAUAGUGAUGAAACAGACAUGCUUUUAUAAAACUGUAACACAUUUAACGUGGUUUUAGUGAUACUUGAUGGAAUAUUAUUAUACAAAAACCUAAAAACAUCUCAUAUAUUGGUUAUUAUUCACUAAACAUAAAAUUCUGCAGACAUGAUAAUCAAAUUGCAAUAAUGAAGCAAAAUUAGACCAUUCUGAAAAACCGUUCUACAAUGAGCUCACGGUAUAGUGAAUAAGCCACACGCACAGGAAGUGUCUGGAAUUUAGAGUAAAUUCCUACAUAAAUCACAAGUGAAGAGCGGCUAUAUUGCAUUUUGUACUUUUAAUCCUCAAUAUUCCCUUAAACUAUACUUUGAAAGAAGGUCACUGAAUCGCGUACAAUGGUCAAUAUUUGGUGUCAUUAUUGCAGCUGCAUGGCAUAAAUAUUAGGGAGGUAGCUAAUAUGCUUUGCUUAAAGACUGGUAUAUUUUUAAGAUGUUCUAUAUUUUACAUAAAAUAUUAGUUUUGUGUGUUAUUACAUAUUCGCACUAUCUGACCAUGUAAAACAUGGGAACAAAUGGCUUCGUAAUAAAGCAUUUUACCCAAAACUAAACGGUGUGUGAACUGACUUUGUUUCC